UGCAAUGAGCAGAGCAGCUCUGAGAGUGGGGAGGGAGGGAGGGAGGAGAGCAGCAGUGUACCUGCAGCAGGAUGCAGCAGCUCCCUCCACCUAUCUCAGCUUCCUAAAACCUCUGUAUGUCCUUUCAUCUGCUGCUGUUUGUACCCUGCUUGGCUCCCGUCUCUCCUGCCGGCCCCUUGGCUCCCACCCCUCCCCCACUCCGCAGAGCACACGUGAAAAAUAUCCUCACAUAUACACAUCACACAUACACACACGUUCAUGUGCGAUAUGGGGGAACUUGGUGCACCACACCUAAGCAAUGCGUCCAUGUUUCCAUCACCCUUUCAGGUGCCAGACCGCCAGACAGACAGUGGCCGUGUCCGAAUACCCAUACUAGCGUACUAAAUAGUAUGCGAAAAAAUACAGUUUUAUAGUAUGUGAAAUUUUGAAAAUAGUACUCCAAAUACGUCAUCUAAUGCACGAUUGCAUUGACUCCCUCCAUUCGUUCAUUUUGGUCCAGCGCAUCCAUUUAUUUUAUUAUCAUCUGUUGUCUAACAUGUGAGUCGGAAAGACGAGUGAAUUCUACUAGAUCAAACGGCAAGAUUAUUAUUUUAUUUUAGUCAUUUAGCAGACGCUCUUAUCCAGAGCGACUUACAUGAGCAAUUAGGGUUAAGUGCCUUGCUCAAGGGCACAUCAACAGAUUUUUCACCUAGUCGGCUCGGGGAUUAGAACCAGUGACCUUUCGGUUACUGGCACAACGCUCUUAACCACUAAGCUACCUGCCGCCCCCAGUACUACAUACUUAUGCAGUUUAAGUAUGUAGUACGCUAGGAUGGUAUUCGGACACGACCAGAGGGUGUCGCGGUCAACCCAACGCAUCACCAGGGGCACACUCCAGGACAUCUACAGCACCCGGUGUCACAGGAAGGCCAAGAAGAUCUUCAAGGACCUCAGCCACCCGAGCCACGGAAUGUUAACCCCACUACCUUCUAGCCUCACGAGUGGCGCAGCUUGAGGCGUCACUACAGACCCGGGUUCGAUCCCAGGCUGUGUCACAGCCGGCUGUGACUGGGAGACCCAUUAGGUGGCGCACAAUUGGCCCAGCAUCGUCCGGGUUAGGGGAGGGUUUGGCCGGCCGGGAUUUCCUUGUCCCGUCGCGCUCUAGCGACUCCUUGUGUGCAAGCUGACUUCGGUCGCCAGCUGGAUGGUGUUUCCUCCGACACAUUGGUGUGGCUGGCUUCCGGGUUAAGCGAGCAGUGUGUCAAGAAGCAGUGCGGCUUGGCAGGGUCGUGUUACGGAGGACGCAUGGCUCUCGACCUUCGCCUCUCCCGAGUCCGUAGGGGAGUUGCAGCGAUGGGACGACUGUAACUACCAAUUUGGAUAUCACGAAAUUGUGGAGAAAAGGGGUCACUACCAUCUAGAAGGCAGAGACAGUACAGGUGCAUCAAAGCAGGGACUGAGAGACUGUUAAACAGCUUCUAUCUCCAGGCCAUCAGAUUGUUAAACAGUCAUCACUAGCUGGCUACCACACGGUAUCUCCAGUAUCUCAGAAAUGUCUGCCCUCCUGGGCUUUUCACGCACGAUAGUGUCUAGGGUUUACCGAGAAUGGUGCGACAAACAAAAAACAUCCAGUCAGCGGCAGUCCUGUGGGCGAAAACAGCUCAUUGAUGAGAGAGGUCGAAGGAGAAUGGCAAGAAUCGUGCAAGCUAACAGGCGGGUCACAAAGUAACGGUGCAGUACAACAGUGGUGUGCAGAACUGCAUCUCGGAAUGCACAACCUGUCGAUCCUUGUCACGUAUGGGCUAUUGCAGCAGACCACACCGGGUUCCACUCCUAUCAGCUAAAAACAAGAAGACCAGGCUCCAUUGGGCACACAAUCACCAACACUGGACAAUUGAGGAGUGGAAAAACAUUGCCUGGUCUGAGAAAUCCUGGUUCCUGUUGUGUCAUGCUGAUGGCAGAGUCAGGAUUUGGCUUAAGCAGCAUGAGUACAUGGACCCAUCCUGCAUGGUAAAGGCUGGUGGCAGUGUACUGGUGUGGGGAAUGUUUUUCUGGCACACUUUAGGACCCUUGAUACCAAUUGAGCAACGAACAUUUCCGACACCUUGUAGAAUCCAUGCCUCGAAGAAUUCAGGCUGUUCUGGAGGCAAAAUGGGGUCCAACCCAGUACUAGAUGGGUGUACCUAAUAAACUGGCCGGUGAGUGUAUAUUUAUAUUCCGGGCUCUGACAUAUCUUAAUUAUAUAUACUGUUCUUUACUUUUUGGUUAUUAUAUUGCUAGAUAUUACUGCACUGUUGGAGCACUAGAAACACAAGCAUUUCGCUGCACCUGGGAUAACAUCUGCAAAUCUGUCUACGCUACCAAUAAACUUUGAUUUGACAGACAGGGCAUCCCUAACCCUGGUCUGGUCCACUGAUCAGUUAGCUCUAAAAAGAGGAUUAAAUCCAGUUGAUGUCUGACUGCCCCCCCAACCCACUCCCUCUCUCACCAGUCUAAUCCAAAAUGACUGUGGCUCAAGGCUCCGGACUGGCUUUUGAAGAUGGCUGAAUUUAGGUUUAUUCCCCCCAUCCCACCUCAACCUCCCAUGGUCACACCCUUCUAAUGAAAACGAUUCGUAGCCUGUGUCCGUUCCCCAUCCCCAGCCCGAAUGAUUUGAGAGGAGUCUCUAUUUUCUGGCUGUGUUGUGUGUCAGCUGUUUUUAUACUGGAGGUUCCUGUUUAAAGAGCUGCUCCACUAAGAAGAGAGUCACUUGAAAAGAAAAUGGGCUCUUUGGUGGUUUACUGAGGACCAGGCUAGAGAGCCACUAAGAUAAGACCAGGCUAGAGAGCCACUAAGAUAAGACCAGGCUAGAGAGCCACUAAGAUAAGACCAGGCUAGAGAGCCACUAAGAUAAGACCAGGCUAGAGAGCCACUAAGAUAAGACCAGGCUAGAGAGCCACUAAGAUAAGAUUUAGUUAUUUGGCGUCCAUGUGAUUUAUGAUUGUCAAGUCCAUUUGGGCAAAUGAGGCCGUGGGUGGCUUUGGUCAUUCAAGAGCCCACCCUAAGCUUCGGUAAAUAAGACACAAAUAAGGGGCGUCACGACAACUACCUAUAUACAAGUUUGUCCCAUUCAUUUGUUUAUACUAGAACUGGCUUCAAGUAUCGAAACCAUACCGUGGUAGGAUCCUGAAGUGUGGGUGUGCCUGUAGUCUGUCUCCCAAUGGACUCUCUGGGUCAGGGGAGCCCCGGUGGCCCAGCCAGGGUGAGCCGUAUUGGGUUACAGAUGGAGGCAUUCCUCCCUGCCCAGGCCUUAGCUGUGAAAGCCACCGCGCCACGUCCAAAAACAAACAGCCUGCACUGGGGGAAGACCAGUUCACGCUUGCCGUGGUGGUGGUUCAAUUUGUAGAGUAGUAAUAAAUGCUAUAGUUGGCUUUAAGUUUUCCAAAUAACCCUGUGGGUAAAACGUGCAGCAUGUUGGCUGUGUUUAACUAACACGUACCUGCCAGUGUGGAUCUGAGCCCACUUCUUUAACUACAGUAGAGAAUGAAACCAGCUCAAAAAAGCCUCUAUUCUGUACCUGAUCCGCCUGACAGACCGCUUUCCAGCUUUCCAGGUUUUCCUGUGUUGAUAUUUAAGGAACCCAGGUCACCGUGACAAGUCUCCUCUUGAUUGUGGGAGGUCCUAUGAUUCGCUGCUUGUUUUGACAGCUACCUCCAUUGGAGGGGUGGGUGGGUGUUUAGGGAUCACCACGGUAACGCAAUAAAGUGGAGUGAACUCCAGGUUAGUGAGGCGGGCGGAGUGGAGUGAGGCAUGCUGGGUAGUUGGUGCCCCUCUACUCUGGAAUGUGUCCUACAAUAGGUGUGGACAGGACAGGUGUGUGUUUGUUUGUGUGUCUGUGAUUGUGCUUGUGGAAGAUGGCAGUAGAGAAGCUUAAACACCUGACACAUUAAGUAAACAUUUAUUUAACUGUUUGUGUGCCUCCCUGUGUGAUUGUACCUGGCACUAACUACUGAGCCAGAUGUUUGGGUGGUGUGUGUGUGUGUGUGUGUGCAUACCAUACCAGUGCAAGUGUUCAAAGUUUUCUUGAGGGCUUGUGGAUUUUGUGUUAGUGUUAAGGUCAUUAUAAGGACCUCUCUUAUUCUCCCUGCCAUGUUUGUAGUUUAAUACUUUAGAAUAUGGGCGUGGCCAAUGGCGUGUCUGACCGAAACCUUUAAAGGCACUCCUCUUGGGCACAAAGACAAAAUAUUUUUUAAGGGUAAUUUCCUGCAAUUCUACACAUUUUGUCUACACAUUUUGUCAUGUGGCUGAAAGAAAAAUAAAUCUGUUUUAAAGCAAAUUUCCUGCAAUUCUACACAUACCAUGGCCUAUACCAUGUUCUUAUGCUAGCUGAGUGACUCAAACAUUAUAACAAUAUCAAUGGGGUCCCCAUGCCAUGACAUACAUUUUUGAUUCUCCCUGACUGUCUAGUUUUAUAUUUUGGUGAUAUUUAGUUCUCAAAGGGCGGCAGGUAGCUUAGUGGGUAAGAGCGUUGUGCCAGUAACCGAAAGGUCGCUGGUUCUAAUCCCCGAGCCGACUAGGUGAAAAAUCUGUCGAUGUGCCCUUGAGCAAGGCACUUAACCCUAAUUGCUCCUGUAAGUCGCUCUGGAUAAGAGCGUCUGCUAAAUGACCAAAAAAAAACAAAAAAUUUAAAUAUACACUUCAUAUGUGGUUUUAGUUGUUUACGUUUACACUGAAAACGUUUUACUAGCCGGCCGCUGCUAAAUUAAUAUAGGGGAAACACUGGGUUUAUGCCUGUGUUUUAUGAUUUGUAGAAGAUGAUGUGUAUCGUAUGUUGCCUACGACCAAAGUUUUGAAUGGGUUCAGGUGGUUUUGCAGUCAGCUUGUAGGCAGCAUUUGACCAGAGUGGAAAGCACUAGUAAAUGGUUCUUUCAUGGCAGAACUGAUCUAUUAGAGAGUAAAGGCGCCUGUAACCAAUUAUCUUCAAUGGACAGCAGCAGGCAGGUUUGAUUUCUAAAGGCAUAACACAAUCUUAUUACAGUAAUUGACUUCAAUUAGAAGGAAUAGUAUAAUUCCAGGUAAUGGUUCAUUUAAGAGUGAAAUAACUCCACCAAGGGCCUUUACUUUGGAUGGGACCUAGGAGGGCCUGGAGUUAUUCUCUCAUUCUUUUCAUAUUCAGUUCAACGUAAAGGCAAUGGCUGAGAAGGGUUGAAGGGUGUAAUAAAUUAAAUAACACGACCUUGUCAGCAAAUUACUGGUAAUGAAGUGAGACAUUCACGUCACAGCAAAAGAAAACCUCUGAAAUUAAGCAAUCCAUGUGUAUUUGCAUCGGUAUGAAGCGAGUUUGGGCCUCAUGUGAUUUAGUUUUUAAAGCAGCAAGUCUUUCUACAGAUACUAACCCUGUUUUUCUCUCCUCUCUCUCUGCAGAGAAUCUUCAACUCGUUUGUGUACACAGAGAAGACCUCGAACAGAGAGACCGAGGUACAGCAGGUGAGUCACUCUGGGUGCUCCGUUCUGUCUGUGUGUGUGUCUAGUGUGCGUGUGUGUGUGUAUGUGUGUGUGUGCGUGCAUAGUAUGUGCGCUUGUGAUUGUCUGCCGCAGUAAACACACACAGCCAUCAUCAGAGGGAAAGAGGGCUUAUUAAAAUUCUACAGCUGCCGUCUCUCUGUUUUUCACUCCUCCCCACCAUCCUCCCCUCCAUCCUCCCCACCAUCCUCCCCACCAUCCUCCCCUCCAUCCUCCCUACCAUCCUCCCCUCCAUCCUCUCCACCAUCCUCUCCACCAUCCUCUCCUCCAUCCUCCCCUCCAUCCUCCCCUCCAUCCUCUCCUCCAUCCUCCCCUCCAUCCUCCUCUCCAUUCUCUUCUGCACUACACAGUGUCUGUGCAGUAAGGCUUCCCUCUGACAAGGUGAUGCUGAAAUAAAAACUGGUCUCUCUCUACCUGAACUGCAAUGCACUAUUAAAGACUGAAUACAUGUAAUUUCAUCUCCACUCUCCCAUGGUUGGUAGGAGAGAGGCUACAUGAGAAUCCUAGCUAGAUCUGUUAAAUCAAACAAAUGUCAUUCAACUUUAUUUAUCCCUUCAGGAGCAAUUAAGAAAGGCAAAGCCUGCUGCCCAGCUAGCCCAGUGUGUUGAGAGUACAGUAAUAUGUUAGUGUGUUCCUCUGGUCCUGGGCACUGUGGGCAGAGCUAGUAAGCUGGCACUAUGUAGAGUAGUAGACAACCACAGCAGUCCGUUUACUGCCCAUCCCUGCGCUGCAGUGGUCUGUGAUGUUUUCACUGUUUGGUUUGGCAGACUGGCAGUUUCCAUUUCCACUGGCUCAGUAUAAUACAGUACAUUCAUUUGCAUACCAAGUGCAAACCAAUUCUAUAUGUAGAAACUGACAAAUGUCGGCAGUCAAACGCCUACCAGCAGUGGUCCCUAAAACACACCGCCCCGAAAGAACGACAGAUCAACGUUCAGUGCAGUGUGUGCGGUCCCUAAGCCUCAGGACAAUUAAGCAUUACCAAGACCAGACUUGGCAUCGCUGGGAAGAUUCUCCCUGGGUAGGAGAGAGAUGGCAUGUUGGCAUCAUGUCAGCCAAACGGCACCAAUUAGAGCUGAAUCCACAUUGGGGAGGAAGCCCAAAGACAAAACACUGACAGAGAGACGGGCAGAGAGAAGGAGCCUGGCACCCUGGCUCCCCUUCACUCUCCUCUCCCUCCCUCUACCCAGCUUGCAUAGGAGCAGGGAGAGGGGAGGAGAGAGGGACAUCUGUCACUAAGUAAUGACAUGGGCUGGCCCACUCCUCUCAUCCCAAAAUGAUGGGUAAAGUGUAAUGAACAUGAUUGUAGAUGGUUAUUUGGUUUAGGUGGUGUUUUUACAGUAUACUCCAGGAUAUGUUCUGCCUCCCCUCCACUCUGAGAGACAUGUAAGGAAGAUGUGUGUUAUCAGGAAAUAAAUCUGGAACCAAAAUGAGGGGCGUUUUUUUGAAGAGCCAACUCAGACUGAGACAGUGGAGUAGACGUCUCCUAUUAGAUCUCCUCAGCUUUACGUCUGCUGUUUGCUGCUCUGGGGAGACAAGAUGGAGUCUGCUGUUUGCUGCUCUGGGGAGACAAGAUGGAGUCUGCUGUUUGCUGCUCUGGGGAGGUAAGAUGGAGUCUGCUGUUUGCUGCUCUGGGGAGACAAGAUGGAGUCUGCUGUUUGCUGCUCUGGGGAGAUAAGAUGGAGUCUGCUGUUUGCUGCUCUGGGGAGAUAAGAUGGAGUCUGCUGUUUGCUCCUCUGGGGAGAUAAGAUGGAGUCUGCUGUUUGCUGCUCUGGGGAGACAAGAUGGAGUCUGCUGUUUGCUGCUCUGGGGAGAUAAGAUGGAGUCUGCUGUUUGCUGCUCUGGGGAGACAAGAUGGAGUCUGCUGUUUGCUGCUCUGGGGAGAUAAGAUGGAGUCUGCUGUUUGCUCCUCUGGGGAGAUAAGAUGGAGUCUGCUGUUUGCUGCUCUGGGGAGACAAGAUGGAGUCUGCUGUUUGCUGCUCUGGGGAGAUAAGAUGGAGUCUGCUGUUUGCUGCUCUGGGGAGACAAGAUGGAGUCUGCUGUUUGCUGCUCUGGGGAGAUAAGAUGGAGUCUGCUGUUUGCUCCUCUGGGGAGAUAAGAUGGAGUCUGCUGUUUGCUGCUCUGGGGAGACAAGAUGGAGUCUGCUGUUUGCUCCUCUGGGGAGAUAAGAUGGAGUCUGCUGUUUGCUCCUCUGGGGAGAUAAGAUGGAGUCUGCUGUUUGCUGCUCUGGGGAGACAAGAUGGAGUCUGCUGUUUGCUGCUCUGGGGAGACAAGAUGGAGUCUGCUGUUUGCUGCUCUGGGGAGACAAGAUGGAGUCUGCUGUUUGCUCCUCUGGGGAGGUAAGAUGGAGUCUGCUGUUUGCUGCUCUGGGGAGACAAGAUGGAGUCUGCUGUUUGCUGCUCUGGGGAGACAAGAUGGAGUCUGCUGUUUGCUGCUCUGGGGAGACGAGAUGGAGUCUGCUGUUUGCUCCUCUGGGGAGAUAAGAUGGAGUCUGCUGUUUGCUCCUCUGGAGAGACAAGAUGGAGUCUGCUGUUUGCUCCUCUGGGGAGGUAAGAUGGAGUCUGCUGUUUGCUCCUCUGGGGAGGUAAGAUGGAGUCUGCUGUUUGCUGCUCUGGGGAGACAAGAUGGAGUCUGCUGUUUGCUGCUCUGGGGAGACAAGAUGGAGUCUGCUGUUUGCUGCUCUGGGGAGACGAGAUGGAGUCUGCUGUUUGCUGCUCUGGGGAGAUAAGAUGGAGUCUACUGUUUGCUCCUCUGGAGAGAUAAGAUGGAGUCUGCUGUUUGCUGCUCUGGAGAGAUAAGAUGGAGUCUGCUGUUUGCUGCUCUGGGGAGACAAGAUGGAGUCUGCUGUUUGCUCCUCUGGGGAGACAAGAUGGAGUCUGCUGUUUGCUGCUCUGGGGAGACAAGAUGGAGUCUGCUGUUUGCUGCUCUGGAGAGAUAAGAUGGAGUCUGCUGUUUGCUGCUCUGGGGAGACAAGAUGGAGUCUGCUGUUUGCUCCUCUGGGGAGAUAAGAUAGAAUCAGCAGAGAGAGACAGCCGGCAGACAAUGGGCAGCUAGCCUAUGGUCAAAAGCUGCCUAUAGAUGGAUGCAUAGUUGUCUCAGGUCUGUCUCAGGUCUGUCUCAGGUCUGUCUCAGGUGUGUGUGUGGGUGUCAGGUGUGUGUGUAUUUCAGGUGUUUGUGUGUGUGUCAGGUGGUGUGUAUCAGGUGUGUGUAUCAGUGGUCUAACAGUGACAUUUUAAGUAAAGGCUAGCUAGAGCUAGUGGAAGGGUUUCUCUGUUUCUGUUCAGCUCCAUGGAGUGACCUUGAUGGGCUGUUUAUUCUGUAACAUUCUCCCAGUCUGGUAUUGACACGGGUCACAGCUUUCCUCCCUAACCCAGCCCUAUUCCAGCCCUUGCCAUAACCACACUGAACCAGAACCACACAAUACAACUGCAUGGUCUGAGGCUGGCUGGCAAGAGCUACAGCAACCACAGAGCCAAUAUGUGUUAUAUUGAAGGGGAUAGAGGUGGGGGGAGUGAGCGGUGAGGCCGGGUGUGUGGUUGGGAUUUGUGGGUAAAGAGAGGGCGGGUGGUCAGGGAGGGGAGAGUGGUUUUGGCUAUGGAAAAAUAGUAAGUCCCUAAACCUGUGCUUUGCAGGUCUCGGGUUUCUAGUUUCUCUGCACUCAUUAAUGGGUAUUUCUCUAUUUACCCCAACUGUGCUGUGGACACACACACACACACACACACACACACACACACACACACACACACACACACACCCAUAGAGUCCACAUUGGGGCUAAUUGCUGUGUGAGCGUGCUGGUCCGGCCCAGUCUGAGGGGGUGUACAGUAUGGCAUGAGUCACAAAUGGCACCCUAUUACCUACAUAGUGCACUACUUUUGACCUCAGCCUUAUGGGCAGUGGUCAAAAGUAGUGUACUAUAUAGGGAGCCAUUUGGGACGCAUUCAAUGUAUAGUGUAGUUGUGUAAUUCAGGGUGACGCCGCUGGGCCUGUAUAAAGCCCUAAUGGGAGCAGCGGCUGUCUAAUUUAAUAGGAAUAGCAGCUGGCUGAUUAGGGGUAUCGCGUCAGUGGGUCAGAGCACAUUUCUCUGUUCCUGGCCUGGGCAAGGGCUGUGUUGGCAGGCAUGGCUCAUUAUGGAAUGUGGACAGACAUGGAGACUGGUUGCCGUAGUAGCGGUUCUAUCCUGUUUUUUUCCAGGCAGUAAUUGAAUGUAGUGACUUGACUUCAGUCUUUGACUCUUCAAAAAACAACAUUUGAGGCAUUUAGCAGACUCCGUUAUCCAGAGCAACUUACAGGAGCAGUUAGGGUUGUGCCUUGCUCAAGGGCACAUCGACAUAUUUUUUUCAACUAGUCAGCUCAGGGAUUCAAACCAGCGACAUUUUGGUUACAGGCCCAACACUCUUAACCGCUAGGCUACCUGCCGCUCCAGCCUUGUUACUGUGUAGGCCUAAAGCCUGCUGUAUGGAAUGAGUUUGAGUUAUUCAUUUCUAAUCUGUUUUAUUGUAUGCAGGCUAUGUGUUUGAAUGCAUGUGGGUGUGAGUUGCGAUAGUCCCGUAGGUUCUAACUAGGUUCCCUGUGGGGGCUUUUCAUUUGCUCCAGAGUAGGAACAGGAACCUGUUGUGAGAAGCUGCUGGUGCGCUGGUUAUUAGUGUCCCCCAGGGGGAACCAUUUUUGAAUGAGGCUUAGAGGUCUGUGCACUCAGCCAUAACUCCCCCCUGAGAGCUGUAAUGUAUGCCUAGCGUUAGUUAACACACUUACACAGGACAGACAGUAGUGUUGAGCGAAAAUGAACCGAAAUCUUGUAUUUCUUUUUCGUUUUUUUAAACAACUAAUUGACUGACAGGUUCAGUUAUUUGAAUUCAAUUUCGUACAUUUUUUUCUGUGAGCUUCAUGCGCACAUUGUGCCAUUUUUAGUAGGGAGUUGUAGUUUCCAACAGGCCAAUAUUCUACAUAGUUUAGCGCCAAAAACGUGGUAAUUAACUACAAUGACCAUAAGCCACUUGUCCGUUCAGUGUGUUUCUUUAACGCCUGCUACAUUAGGUUAAUGAGGGGAAGACACUGAGAGAAGAGACAGAAGAAUGCGCGAUGGAGAGGGACAGAGAGCAGUUACUUCGCGAGGUAUCUCUACCUGAAAAUACAUGAUCUAAGUGAUUGAUCGUUGGUAUUCAGCAGUCAUAAAAGUAUGCCUUAUUUACUUUGAAGAACUACUAAAAUAGUGAUUUUGUCAGACAGCAUAAGCAGCAGCUCUAUAGAGAUGAGAUGACUUGGAAUUAAAUAAUAAAGUCAUCAAAUAAAACAAAUGUAAUAUACAGAACAAUUAAUAUUUUAUGAAAGUAAAGUAAUGUGAAUAAAUGAUGGUUGAUAAGUGAUAAGUAGUAAUGGGCAGACACUGCCAUCAUGGGACUUGUACUAAUAGUUUAAAUUGUUACAGCAUUCAACCCACAUAAUAUACAGUGCAUUUUAAUAAAAAAUCAAACGCGAAAUCACAUUAUUAUUUUUUGAUAACCAAACCGAAACCGAACCGACCUCAAAAAGCAAUAAUCGCUCAGCACUAACAGCCAGGGGACUAGUCAGGUCCAACACUAACCAGCAGGAUUAAAUGAUCUGCCCUUUGUUUGGGAGGAACUACUUUUUCCUUCUCUUGGUUUCCAUGACUUUGAGAGUGUAGCACAGGUUUAUUCCUCACUAGCCCUCCAUCAUCCAUCAUGAUUUCUCCUUAACGUUGACAGCUUUCACAUGGAGUCUGGUUCUUUGAUGCUGUUCACAGAUCUUUCCCUUGGUAAUUCAGCCAGUAUGUAUGAGGACCUCGUGUGUGUUAAGUGCCUUGUUCUGACUGUGAUUAAUACAGAAGAGUAGCCUAUCUGACCUGGGAGGGUACCCAUACCUGCUUCAACCCAACUUUAAUAAAAAGUGAAUAGGUGCUCAACUAAGGGACUUUAGGAAUCCAAAAUGUCAUCUUAUUCAUCUUCUGACUGUGUGAGCAUGUGUGCUGUAGUGUUUUUCGUAGGUAAUUCCACCAUGAUGAGGAGGACCGUAUGUACGAUGUCAUACAGAAUAUAUCGAACUGUGUGUGUGUUUGGUUGUAGCUUGCGAAGAAGAUCCGUGAGAAGUUUAACCGCUACCUGGAUGUGGUGAACAGGAACAAGCAGGUGGUGGAGGUGUCCUACACAGCCCACCUGACCUCUCCUCUGACCGCCAUCCAGGACUGCUGCACCAUCCCCCCCUCCAUGGUUGAGUGAGUAUUAACCCCUAAACACACCCCACAAACCCCUUACCCCCUUCCUGUGUUUAAAUGUGUUUUGAUCCUUUCUAGGAACACUUAUCUCCACAUGUGCAAAAUCUGCAAAUUAAAUUAUUUCCACAUGCAUGAGCAGCUGUAGUGGUGGUGGUGAGCUCCACUGGUCUGCUCUGCCCCCAUUUUAAUCUCCCAGACAGAUGUGGGGGAUUAUGGGUAAUGGAGUUGUUUGAAGGCCUAGCUGUGUGGUUAGUAGGCUCAGAGUGGGGUCAGGGAGGAACUUUCUCUGAAGUCCAUUCGCUUUCCACCAAUCUCCCGCUACAGCAGGAGCAAACACACCUCAAACGACAGAGAGAGAGAGAGUGGACAGAGCGCUGCUUUCAACCCUAAUCGCUACAGCACCAGCUGUCUACAUCCCUCACUGAGCACGGUUACAUGCACACAAUAAUACGAUUAUUAUGGAUAGUCUGAUUUAAUAUAAUAGUUUGUUUAAAACGUUUACAUGCUUUGCAAGAAGAACGAUUUCCCUUAUAAUCUUGUUUACAUGGACCCUUAUAAACUUGUUUACAUGGACACAUCUGAAAUCAGGCUACUUGAUGGCACUCUGAUAAAUGCAGAAAAUCUCCAAUCAAAAUAAACAUUCUACAACAGCGACCAUGUUAUUAUUGUUGAUUUGGAUGUGAAAACUACUUUUAAAAGGCAUACUUUGUUUUUCUGAACUCACUUCACUCGCGCAUAUAGAGGGAGGCUCGCGCUACCGGUGCUGACACAUGUGCAGAUCAAUACACUGCUGGAACUCUGAUUAAGGCGUUUACAUGUCCUAACAAAUCGAAAGAUUGCUCAGAAAACCAGGUAUUUUAAUCGGCGUAUGCUUACUUCGAUUUUGACCCUACGCCGAUUUAAGAUAAGCAGAGUAAGGUGUUUACAUGACCAUUUCCAUACUCGGCCUACUGCCAUAAUCAGUUUAAUAUCGAAUGAUCAGUGUGCAUGUAAACAUACUCCCUCUCUCUCUCCCUCUCUCUUCCUAUAUUUUUCUACUUCUCUCUCCCUCUAUCUCCAAGGCCUCUAUCGCUUUCUCUCUUCAUGCCUCUUCCUCUCUUUGUCUGUUUCUCCCUCCCUCUCUCUCAGACCUAAUGUAGUUUUGAUGGUGUAUGUUAUGACUAAUCUGGAGUUCCAGGGUCUCUGCUUCUCCCACAGUCAGCCUGGCUCCAGUCCAGGAUAAUACUGGGAGAAUUUCAUCAGAAUUUAGUCGGCCAUGCUUUUCUCUCACAUGCACACACUUUGUCAUUAUUCUGGAGUAGAGAAAGGGAGAGCUGGGGUGGAUAUACUGAAGGUUGUAUAAGAUGUUGGGAACGUGGCGAGGAGGGUUAAACAAAAUUCAGGCUCACUUCUGAGGGCUGCCUGUCAGUCUAAUAGCAGUGCAUCGCUCCCACAACUUCAAAGGAUCCCACUGGGGAAAAGCUGACAGCUCCUGCUUUGAGAAAGUUCAUUUAGGAGCGUGACCGUUUGGAGGAGUGUGGAAUAACUUUUUCUCUCCCCAGGGUCACACAGUCCCAGCCAGGAAAGUUAAAGAUCCAAACAUCUGAUCUGUGCCAGUGCAAUACCAUGGCAGGACUUCGAACGAGGCCCGUUCUCGGACUCUAACUCAGUGCUGUGCUGGAACCUCCAGAGAGGCUGGUGGCGAGCCCAUGCGUCCCCAGGUCAGGGUGUCUUUCAACGGGCUUUGAGUCAGCUGCUGCUGCCUGCUUCUGGGUCAGACGGCCGGUCAUAGCCGGGGGGUGUUAGGUGGUUAACAGGAUGUCCAGGGGUGAAAGUAGAUUUAAUUUCUUUCCGGUAUGGGACACCCAAGUGCGCACAUUGAUUUUUUUUUUUAUACUGCAAACAUUACAGGGUAGCCUACUCUGCUGACACCGACAAACAGAUCAGGGCAGACACAUACAAUAUGACGUCCAUCUAACCUGGAAGAGGAAGUUAUUGUCCAAAAACAAACAGAAGUGGCACUGACCCAAUGAUAAAGACAGUGAAUAUUUACAGUUACCGACUGAUUGUCAAACAGUCACUUAUCAAAGGCGCUCCUCUGGGCUACUCGCGCACUUUCAUCCACUCACAAAAUAAUGUCAGCAUCCAAACCCCAACAGUGCACCUGCAAUUUGAAAUUGAUGAAUCCACUGUUGUCCGCGCGCCUCGGUCUCGGCCACUCAUCUCCGCCUUGACAAAAUGUUGCCUAAGUGUUCUCCUCAAACCACAACACAAUUUGGAGCAUAUACCACCCGGUUUCCAGUCAUUUCAUUAAUUUUUCAUGCGGCUGACAUGCAUUAAUGUUAAAUAAUGGUGUAAUAGCCUAUAGUUGUUUGGGCAUGUUGUAUUAAUUAUGAUAGGCUUACGUUUUACCGGUACGGCGUACCCCCCCCCUAUUUAUUUUGCCGGGACGCCGUUCCAGACCGCCUUACUUUCACCCCUGCCCGUUUCACUCAGCCAUCUUGCGACCACGGUGGUGUCAGCUAGACCAGUGACCACAGGGCCACCACACAUACCACGCUGGAAUGCUUUCAUCAAUGUUUGGUCUGAUGGCCAGGUUCCAGGUCUAGUCAACAUAUCAAUGCCUGAAAAUAGCACAUGUUUCUGUUUUAGUGACUAAUCUUCAGGUAGAUGGGUACCAGCUAGAUCCGUUUCUUUUUAAAACGUAUUUUCAGUUGCAGAUGACGAUAUCAAUUGGCUGAUAAUUCAUCAUAAAGCCAUUCAUUUAGAUGUAGGAUGUGUGGCAUUGCAGACACUGCUCAUUUGCCCGCCUCCAGUGUAAGCUAGCAGAAUGUAGUAUAGGUAAGCUGCCAUAACUGUCACCUCUACGGCAGCUCUGCUCCCAGUGCCAGACAGAACACAUACACAGACAGACAGACAGACGGCUCUAGCUACAGUAUUAAAUUGAACAUAAUAUGUAUGUUUCUCUGUGACUACAUCUACCUCAGGAAGACAAAUGCCAGCCAGGCAGGCAGGUGGAGAUAAGAGAAGGUGUUUAGCUGGAUAGCUGUGUGUGUGUUUUAAAGAAUGACAGGGGUUUUAUACAGGGUUUUAUUGUUAUAACGGGUAUUCCAGGCUGUCAUUUACUAGAUGGAGGCUGGAGGAAAACCUGUAUUGUAUUCCACCCAAUCACUUCUGAUGUUUUUGUCUGGCUACAGUCUCCAGUGUGGUGGUAUAGUAGUGUUGCUCGGGGGAUAAUAUGAUAAGGACACACAGUGCAUUCGGAAAGUAUUCAGAACCCUUUACUUUUUCCACAUUUUGUUACAUUACAGCCUUAUUCUAAAAUGGAUUAAAUAAUUUUUCCCCCUCAGCAAUCUACACAAAAUACCCAAUAAUGACAAAGCAAAAACAGGUGUUUACAAUUUUUUCCCCAUUUAUAAAAUAAAAAAUACAUACCUUAUUUACAUAAGUAUUCAGACCCUUUGCUAUGAGACUCGAAAUUGAGCUCAGGUGCAUCCUGUUUCCAUUGAUCAUCCUUGAGAUGUUUCUACAACUUGAUUGGAGUCCACCUGUGGUAAAAUCAAUUGAUUGGACAUGAUUUGGAAUGCCACACACCUGUCACAAACCAUGAGGUUGAAGGAAUUGUCCGUAAAGCUCCAAGACAGGAUUGUGUUGAGGCACAGAUCUGGGAAGGGUACCAAAAAACUACUGCAGCAUUGAAGGUCCCCAAGAACACAGUGGCCUCCAUCAUACUUAAGUGGAAGAAGUUUGGAACCACCAAGACUCUUCCUAGAGCUGGCCGUCCGGCCAAACUGAGCAAUCGGGGGAGAAGGGCCUUGGUCAGGGAGUUGACCAAGAACAUGAUGGUCACUCUCACAGAGCUCCAGAGUUCUUCUGUGGAGAUGGGAGAACCUUCCAGAAGGACAACCAUCUCUGCAGCACUCCACCAAUCAGGCCUUUGUGGUAGAGUGGCUAGAUGGAAGCCACUCCUCAGUAAAUGGCACAUGACAGCCCUCUUGGAGUUUGCCAAAAGGCACCUAAAGGACUCUCAGACCAUGAGAAACAAGAUUUUCUGGUCUGAUGAAACCAAGAAAGCGUCACAUCUGAAGGAAACCUGGCACAAUCCCUACGGUGAAGCAUGGUGGUGGCAGCAUCAUGCUGUGGGGAUGUUUUUCAGCGGCAGGGACUGGGAGACUAGUCAGGAUCGAAGGAAAGAUGAAUGGAGCAAAGUACAGAGAGAUCCUUGAUAAAAACCUGCUCCAGAGCGCUCAGGACCUCAGACUGGGGUGAAGGUUCACCUUCCAACAGGACAACAACCCUAAGCACACAGCCAAGACAACGCAUGAGUGGCUUCGGGACAAUUCUCUGAAUGUCCUUGAGUGGCCCAGCCACAGCCUGGACUUGAACCCGAUCUAACAUCUCUGGAGAGACCUGAAAAUAGCUGUGCAGUGACCUGACAAAGCUUGAGAGGAUCUGCAGAGAAGAAUGGGAGAAACUCCCCAAAUACAGGUGUGCCAAGCUUGUAGCGUAAUACCCAAGAAGACUCAAGGCUGUAAUCGCUGCUGAAGGUGCUUCAACAAAGUACUGAGUAAAGGGUCUGAAUACUUAUGUAAAUGUUAUAUUUCCGUUUGUAAAUUUUUUAAACAUUUGCAAACAUUUCUAAAAACCUGUUUUUGCUUUGUCAUUAUGGGGUAUUGUGUGUAGAUUGAUGAGGAAAAAUAACUAUUUAAUCUAUUUUAGAAUAAGGCAGUAACGUAACAAAACGUGGAAGAAGUCAAGGGGUCUGAAUACAUUCCGAAUACACUGUACUACUGUGUAUUGUUAUGACAUAGGGAACGGGAUAGGGAAUGGCUGCAAAAAGGGUACACAUUCAAUUUUUGAAAUUAAUUUGUAUUUGUUUACUUUCCCACUGGUGACUGUUGAGCCCCUCUCCUCCGGCUGUGGUGUGUGUUGAUGCUGGACUGGUCUCCAUGAGAGACAGCCGGAACUGGGUUCUGGUCUGAGCUGGGAUCAGCUGUUUUUUUCCGUUUGCUCAGUGAGUGAGCUAAAGAAGCCUCUGUUUGAUCAUGAGGUAGAGCUAGAGAGGGAUGGAUGAGAGGAGAGAAGGAGAGAGGGAUGAGGAAAGAGAGGGGCUUAACUGACCUAAAAGGCUUGAAAAUGGGCUGAUGGUAGCUCUCUCUUUCUUGCCCUCUCGCUUUCUCACUCUGUCUCUUUCUCUCUCUCAGUCACGCCACAUGCUUCUGUCCAUAUCAGGAGAUCUCAGGAGGCCUUUUCCAUAAGCUAGCUAAAGCUUCAAGUAAUGGAAGAGCAGUAUGUGGUUCUGGUAUAAGGAAAUGCUCCCUCUUAAAGCAGCUUCAGAGGUUGGUUCAUAUAUAUUGAUUUAUUUUCUACCCCUUUUAAUACCUGGGAUGUUUUUCAAGACCCUCAUUUACAUGCUGGAAGGUUUUUCUCUCUCUUUCUACUCUCUUUCUCUCUCUCCCCCCCCCCCCUCUCUCUCUCCUCUCCCCUUUCCAUCUCUCUCUCUCCUUCUCUCAUUCUUUCUCUCUCCUCCAUUUCUCUCCCUCGCUCCUGCACCACCCUCAUUCUCCUAGUUUUUGAUGUCGAAUUCAAAGCGCUUGCAAAUGUAAUUUUUAUCUGGAACAUUCUCUUAGCCCCCACAUGUAAAGUGUGUUGGAGGGGAAUAAUAAUGUCUGUAGCCUGAUGGGAAUUAAAUGUCUGAAGUUCAAAGCAGCUGGUACAUCAGAGCAGCUGUCAAUCAAACACACUCUCUCAAGCUCCGGAUGGGGGGGGGUGAUAGAGACGAUGACAGAAGUUUGUGUGUGUGUGAGCGAGCGAGCGCGACAGGGAAUAACCGGUUACUUGUGGUUUGUUGUGUUGGGUAUGUGAGCCAGCAGGGGGGAGGGGGUUUAUUGGAGGUGGAGCUGAGGGGGGAGUGUUGGAUCAAAGCGACCUGGCCAUGGUGCAGCGUGGAGCAGCCUGCUCCCCUGAGAUGCCCCCCUCCUCUCCUCUCCCCAUCCCUCUAUCAGCUCUUCAUUAGAGUAGCUGAGGCAGCCUGAAAACAAUGCUGGGAUGGAUAAGAAUACCUGCUAUGACAGCAUGGAGUGACCAGGGGGCUGCCAACCCUGUGUGAUAGGGAAUCUACUGGGCUUAUGGCUUUCUUUCUUUGUUUGUUUCUAUCUUUCUAUCUUUCUUUCUAUCUUUCUUUCUAUCUUUCUUUCUAUCUUUCUUUCUAUCUUUCUUUCUAUCUAUCUUUCUUUCUAUCUUUCUAUCUUUCUUUCUUUCUUUCUUUCUUUCUUUCUAUCUUUCUAUCUUUCUUUCUUUCUUUCUUUCUUUCUUUCUUUCUAUCUUUCUAUCUUUCUUUCUUUCUUUCUUUCUAUCUUUCUUUCUAUCUUUCUUUCUAUCUAUCUUUCUUUCUAUCUUUCUAUCUUUCUUUCUUUCUUUCUUUCUUUCUUUCUAUGGUUGAUAAGUGAAAUAUACGUCCAAUUAGUUCUGUUGUAAACAUGUUGUCUUUAUCCUUAUUCAGGUUUGAUGGUAACUUCAACACCAACGUGUCCAAGACCAUCUGUUGUGACAGGCUGUCCCCCACGGUCAACAGUCGAGCCUUCAACCCUGGACGGGACCUCAACUCAGGUGGGUCACCUUCUACCAGUCCUUACCCCUACCAUCCCUUACCCCUACCAGCCCUUACCCCCUCACUACCCCCUUAACCCUACCACACCUUACUCCUCUCACUAACCCCUUACCCCUACCACCCAUUAUGGCAACCCAUAUUUCUAAGAAAUUAAUAUUCCUCACCAUAUGGUUAAAUCUUAAAAGGAACAAGUAUUUGAACCCAGAUGGAAAUAACAAACUGUGCCUGUUCCACGCGUUAUUAGACCACUUUGUAUUCUGUUUUCUCUACUACUCUCUCUCCCUUCCUUUUUCCUACUCUCUCUCUUUUUCUCUUUGAUUCAAGAAUAGUGCUUUUUUUCUUUGCUGAAAAUUCUGAGAUCAAAUGAAGUAUUUUGGUCCGCUUCUCCAUUCAGGAACUGGAUCUUUUUCUCAUUCUACAUUAGGAGGCUUUGUCGGGCUUUGCCAUAUGCCCCUUCUGCACUGCUGUUAGCCAAUCAGAUAGGCUGUCACCUAAUCAUAAUCAGACGUGAUGACGUCAUACAUUUAACCUCUGCAUCAGAACACUCCCAGUCAAAGUCCAGACAAUCAACAAUGAACACUAUAAAUGCUGUCUAAUGAUCCGUUUAUUAGUUAUCAUGGCAGAAUAUCGCUAACCCGUGCGCUGACUGUACUGAAGCAGCUGCAGUAUUAGCCCAACAUUUUCCACUCCUAAUCACACUCUUGCUAAUGGUCAUUUUAAUCGCGAUGUGGAAAUGCUGGCAAAGUCAACCGCUCUCUCACACACACUACCCCUCCUCUGUAAGGUCUGUAGAAACCCCACAGCUUGUUCCCCUACCGCUGACUCUUCGUCUCUCACACCCUCUCCGGCCAAAUUCCAGGCCGCUCCGCCUCCGAGCAGAUUAGGGCGAUUCAUCUUCAUCUCAGAGCUUAUUUUUCCAAAGCCAGUCAUCAGGAGUUCAUGUUACCACCGAGCCUCCAUUCCUCAGCCUGUCUUGACCUCCAGCCUCUGCUAGCAUUCAUCGACCCCAUUUGUCUUGACCCAGUCUAAACAACCAAAGAGAGAGAAGGAAUAGGCAGAUUAUCCAGAGGAGGAGAGAGGGAGAAAUGACUGGGGGAGCAAGAGAAGUGAGUGAAGAAACAAAGUUUGAUCUGUCCUUUCCUUCUGGUUCUUGUUUUCCUCAUCUCAUUCCUAUUAUCUUCUCCCUCCUCCUGUUUUCUGUCCUUCUUUCCCUGUACUUUUUUUGCGCUCUUUAUUUUUGCUUUAAUAAAAAUAGCAUUUAGCAGAUGCUUUUAUCCAAAGAGACUUACAGUCAUGCGUGCAUACAUUUUAUGUAUGGGUGUCCCCGGGAUUCGAACCCACAAUCUUGUCAUUGCAAACACCGUGCUCUACCAUCUGAGCCAGACAAGACCACUCUACUGUCUCUUGUCAGUCAUUGACUCAAAGUCAUUCCUCUUUCCACUUUCUCCUCUGACACAACAGCUGUUUUCUCAAUCUGUAUUAGUUUCCACAGUACUCCAGCCACUGGUUUGAUGUGAGUGUAGUUAGUUUUCCAAUCCCUGCCCAGUGGACACAUGAACCCUUCUGCACAUAGCCAAAGUGUUACUGAGCUGGGAAUGGAGGGGGGUGAUUGAGUAGUGAGUAUGGAUGGAGGGGGUUAGGGUUAAGGCAUCAGUGUGCUUCAGUUCGGCUGGCGCCUAAUGAGUGUGCUCGCAUACUCCCUUGCUUGAAAAAUGAGAAAAAAGUGGCAAUAGUACUGAUUUCCCAUUUUGAGAAGCCGUAGCCAGUGUACACUUCCUGAAAAUAGACAGAAUUAAUCUAAGAUGACUCAAGAAAUCUGUCAUUAAUUUAGACGUUUUUGCAGAGGAGAUCUUAGUCGCACGAUUUUACAUCUUAACUAAGAUGUUUGGUGCAGUAUUUCUCAAUGAAAACAUGUGCAUGAAAAUGAGUCGUCUCUCGUUGAAUGACAACAAAGACUUUACUGAAGAAUCCUUACUGUUGACCAAUCACCGACGAAGGGGUGUAAACUUCGGCUACCUACUUGUACCCCCUGUAUAUAGCAGCAGUAAAGUAAAAAUAACAGUAGUGAGGCUAUAUACAGGGGGUACCGGUACAGAGUCAAUGUGAAAUAACAGUAGUGAGGCUAUAUACAGGGGGUACCGGUACAGAGUCAAUGUGAAAUAACAGUAGUGAGGCUAUAUACAGGGGGUACCGGUACAGGGUCAAUGUGAAAUAACAGUAGUGAGGCUAUAUACAGGGGGUACCGGUACAGGGUCAAUGUGCGGGGGCACCGGCUAGUCGAGGUAAUUGAGGUAAUAUGUACAUGUGGGUAGAGUUAAAGUGACUAUGCAUAAAUAAUAAACAGAGUAGCAGCAGCGUAAAGAGGGGGUUGGGGUGGGGUGUCCAAUUUGUAAGUCGCUCUGGAUAAGAGCGUCUGCUAAAUGAUUUAAAUGUAAAUGUGGGCGUGCAAUGCAAAUAGUCCAGGUAUCCAUAAGUAAAAAUGUAUGCACACAUGACUGUAAGUCGCUUUGGAUAAAAGCGUCUGCUAAAUGGCAUAUUAAUCCAUGAUUAGCUGUUCAGGAGUCUUAUGGCUUGGGGGUAGAAGCUGUUAAGAAGCCUUUUGGACAUAGACUUGGCGCUCCGGUACCGCUGGUUGUUGUAGUGUUGGUCUAUAUAAGGUACUGUGUUCAUGUUGUCGUGGGCUGCUAGUUUGUAGUUUUAUGUUGGGUAGUGUGUUUGGAAAUACUGAGGAAAUUGGAUUAGCAUGUGUGCAGUGGGGCAAUGAACUUUAGUGUGUCGCUAGCUACGACAUGCCUCUCUUUUAUAAGGUAGCUAGGCUAAAUACGUCUUCCAGCAACUUUUGAACUGUUACUGUUGAGAAGAGAUAUCCUAAGUAUAAAUACAGUGGAGUACACCCACUAAAGGGUAAACAAAUACAUUUUGAGCAAAAUAGUGUUUUUUUUUUACUAAACUGCAAACUUCAAGGAGUAGGGCAUUCAAGGAGUUGGUCUGAUUGGAAUGUGUGAUGUAAUCGGCCUCCCCCCCCUUGCUUGAGGAACAAUAGAGGAGCAAUGGAGAACAAAAGAGGAAAGCCCCCCCCCUUGUGCUAUGUCAUGACCUACCUGGACCACCUAUUGAGAUGGGCCUUUUUGUUAAGUAAAUCACGUCUUAAAUGAGGUGAAAAGGAGACUGGAGUGGCACUUUAAACGCUGUCUUCAUGUUUGCUGUUAUCUAUCUUCAGGGCCCUACUUUGUUAGAGAGGAGCAAAACACACACAAACCAAGACGGUGAACACUUUUUGGCACGGGUUGAGGAAUCUGGCUCUAUUUGUGUGUCCCACCCCCUCUCUUCUGUCUCUUUCAUGUGAAUGGCUGUUUUGUGUUCCUCUGUUGCUGUGCUCCGCCAGACAGGAAGCUGCAGAGUUUGUGAUCUGAUCUCUCUGAAGAUUCUCUUGACUUCUCUGACCCAAUAAAACGAUUUGUUUAGGCAGCUAAUUUGACCCUGUUCCCUGGCAGAUGCUGCAGCUAGAUCAGCCUGCAGUGCAGUAAUAUAACCAACCAGUAAACAAGAAACAUUCCUUAAUAUGUCAGUCUUUAUCUCUUGAAAGUCACAUUUUGUUAAUAGAGAAAGUUUGGUUUAAGUUGAGACGCUACAGCAUACAAUGACAUUCUAGAUGAUUCUGUGCUUCUAACUUUGUGGCAACUGUUUGGGGAAGGCCCUUUCUUGUUUCAGCAUGACAAUGCCCCCAUGCACAAAGCGAGGUGCAUAGAGAAAUUGAUUGUCGAGAUCGGUGUGGAAGAACUUGACUGGCCUGCACAGAGCCCUGACCUCAACCCCAACUAACACCUUUGGGAUGAAUUGGAACGCCGACUGCGAGCCAGGCCUAAUCGCCCAACAUCAGUGCCCGACCUCACUAAUGCUCUUACAUUUUACAUUUUAGUCAUUUAACAGACGCUCUUAUCCGGAGCGACUUACAGUUAGUGAGUGCAUACAUUUUCAUACUGGCCCCCCGUGGGAAACGAACCCACAACCCUGGCGUUGCAAGCGCCAUGCUCUACCAACUGAGCUACAGGGGACUCUUGUGGCUGAAUGGAAGCAGGUCCCCUUAGGAAUGUUCCAACAUCUAGUGGAAAGCCUUCCCAGAAGAGUGGAGGCUGUUAUAGCAGCGAAGCGGGGACCAACUCCAUAUUAAUGGCCAUGAUAUUGGAAUGGGAUGUUCGACGAGCAGGUGUCCACAUACUUUUGGUCAUGUAGUGUACAUAGGCCUAAUGUUGUCAGCGGCACAUUGUGUAACUACUAAGACCACACAGUUGCACUUAAGUGAAACGAUUAUAACCAUGUCAGUAAUACAGCAGAAUGAACAGUUUAAUCUGAUAUCCAGUCUGACGCAUGCACACAGGGAAUUUGAUUUUAUGCCUUACAUUAUUGUUUUUAUUAUUAGUAUUCUCAUGUGUGCUCACUUACUUUUCACACACAGACUAGAGGAGACUAGGUUAACCCUUUAAAGUCUACAUCUAUCAGUGGGCUUUGACAGGUGUCUGGGAGCCCAGAAUGAGUCCCCCUAGUUGGUUAAGUCUCUGUCUCGCGCUCUGUCUCUCUCUCUCGCGCCAUCUCUCUCGCACACUCAGUCUCGCACGCUCAGUCUCUCUCGCUCCCUCUCUCUCUCUCUCUCUCGUAUUAUUCCUACCUACUGUUUGUAAUACUGACAUCUCUCUCCUCUGUAGUGUUGGCAGAUAACCUGAAGUCCAACCCUGGCAUCAAGUGGCAAUACUUCAGCUCAGAGGAGGGCAUCUUCACUGUGUUCCCCGCCCACAAGUUCCACUGCAAGGGCAACUACGAGCACCGCAGCAGGUACAGUACAGCUAAAUGACUAAAAUGUUACACUUCCAGAUCAGCUUCACCUAGAUAAACAGUGCAAUCAACUAGCCCUAAACGCAUCUGCAAGAAUGGAGCAAUUAUUGUUACAUAAAUCAUCACUGACUGCCCAUUCCUCAAACAUUACGCUUUGUGUAGCCACAUCAAGGAUAAUGUUGUUGAAUAUCCAAGAUGGUCACCUCCUACUAAGCAAAGAGAAAACAGAAAGCCACUUCUUCUAUUCCACCUCCUCCCUCUCCGUUGUUUCUGUGUGGCAGUCAGAGAGCAUGUAAACAGUAUUCCUACUCUCCUCCGGUGUCGUUGGGUUUUCCUCUCCUCUCUGAGACAGACAGACACCCUGACCACGCAUGCCCCUGUCAGGAAUGUGUUCUGGGACCAGUAAAGACCACUGGAAUCUCUCACCCACUGCUGUGGUUUCUGUGGCCUAGCCUGGUGAAAGAUAUCUCUAUCUCUCGCUCUCUGUCUCUCUCGUUUGUCUCUCUGUCUUUCUUUCUUUCUUUCUCCCCCCCCCCCCCCCCCCCCAAAUACUCAAAGGCCUGUUUCUCUCAACCAGCCAGCUGGCAUUCAGAUAUGAGAAAGAUUGUCCCCCUGGCUCGCUGUGUGGACUUAACGAACACAAACACCCCCUUUCCCUGUCUGUGUUUCCUAGUGGCAUGUUACCCACAGACACCAACCUGGAAUAGGAACCCAUGUUCUCCAGAUGCUUUUGGUCACUUCGCACAGAUAGCAGUAGUAGACUCAUUUAGUAGUAGACACUAGAGGGGUUUGGGAAUAGGAGCUUGACAAAGGGAAUGGUGGUGACGGUUGGAAAAGCGGUUGUGGUGGUGCCUCCCAAAAGCAACAGUAUUCCUGGGAAGGGGAUCUUGUGAAAACCGUGUGUGGAGGUCUCAGGGCAGCCAGAGGUAGAGUGGACAGCCCUGGGAACUCACGCCACCAUGAAGCAGGGGAGAUAUAGGAAAGGGAUGGGAUUACCAGCCUGGAGCAGAGUCUGUCUGGUGUCAAUAAAACACCAUUCUAGUUUAUGUAUGUUAUUGAUUGGGAAUGUAUUGUUGAGACUGUGAGUGUAUGUUAGAUGUGUGUAUAUGUGUGCUUUGUGUGUAAAAGGGCUGACCCCAUUUAGUCGACUGGUCGAUAGGCUAUUGGUCGACCGAGAUUUCUUUAGUCAAGCAGUAGUGAAAAAAAACGUCAAAUAUCAUAGUGUACAAGACACCUGUGUGAUUCGCGCCUGUCUCAGUGGACUGAUCCAUUGUGGAGGCCGUGGGGAUGGCACAGUCCAUCAGUCUAAGACAUGCUACUGAAAUUAUAUGUGGUUAUAUUACAUAAGAACAAUGGUGCAACACUAAUAAAAAUAAUAUUUUAUAACAAAUGCGCUUUCUCCCGCGUUGGAAAGGGGUCGCUGACCGCGGUUCAGAAACACAUUAGUGUGCUGUUGAAUUGGCGACUUUUCCUAGACCAUGUUGCUAUGUGCAUAAUAACAAAGUUAACCAGCAUAUUGAUGUUGAGAACAAUGUGGCGGAGGCAGCAGCAGAAUGAGGAGAUGAGAAAACAGCCCUCGCCUUAUUGUCUGAGAAAAGUGAGGAGAGAGGAAACCCAAACUUAAUUAGGUCUAUAAUCAAUAGCCUAUAUGUUAAAUGUGCUUGGCUUUAUAAAUCAAUAUAUCUACAGAAAUAAGACAGAUCGUGCUUCUGUUGCCUGUUUGAGUGUUUGUUUAAUAGCCUACUGAUUCCGUGAGCACCAAGCCUCACACCACGACAUGUCAAGUAAACAAUUUCACAAAUUCUGAUGUUUUUAAUCUUAGCUUUGCUGUAAUAAAGGCUUUUUUCCGUUAGAACAGCCCCUCUGGUAUUAUUUUUAAUUGAUUUAGUGUUUACACUGUUCCAAAUUGUCCGAAAAAUAUAUAAUAAUAAUUAGUAAUAAUAAUAAUAUAUAUAAUAUAAUAAUAAUAUAUAAUAAUAAAAAUAAUAAUGCUCAAUUUUCUUGAUCUCCUUAUUGUUAUUAUUAUUACUAUUAUUAUUAUGAUCAUAACUAAUGUCAUUAUCAUUAGAGGCUUAGUAUAGCAGCCGUGUAUAACCACCAUUAUAAACUGGGUGGUUUGAGCCCUGAAUUCUGAUUGGCUGAAAGCCAUUGGUAUAUCAGACCGUAUACCACGGGUAUGACAAAACAUUUAGUUUUACUGUUCCAUUACGUUGGUAACCAGUUUAUAAUAGCAAAAAAUAUUGAGCCAAUUUAAUGCAACCCUUGCUGUUAAUAGAUCGCAAAGCAGCAUACAACUGACCUAAACGUUUGGAAAUAAUAAGUACAUUUUCUCAUCCAUAGCCUUAAAAUGCUCACAUCUGAAGGCUGAGGGCAUUUAGGACGUACUGCGGAUCGCUAAAAUAUCCUAAUGAUUACACACUUCCUCAAUUCAAAUAUUAUGGCGACACUAUACCAAAGAUGUUGAAAUACUGUAUCUUCACGCCUAGAAUAAAAACCUCCAGGCUUCCGUCAUAACUGCCAAUUAUAUAUAUUUUUUAAAGAAUUACAGGGGGAAGUUUGGAAAAAACGAAUCCCAUCCGAAUCGUCCUCUGGAAUAACAGACAUUCUGGAGUAAUAAUUACAAUGUUCUCUAGUAAUAAGUAGAAUAAGUAUUUGGUCACGUACAUGCGAUGUCAAGUAAAGAGAGCAAGGGUUGAGGGAAUAGGGAAUGUUUUUCCUAAACAAAUGAGAGAUUUCGGUAACAGAACUUUUCAGUCAGAAAUGGCUGUAAUUAUGUUGCAGCUUCAGCAACAGGGACAGCACGAUAAACAUGUUGAUGUUCUGUGGUGGUCGCUGCAGCAGGGAGGAGAGAGAGAACCGGUGCUAGUCACACAGACACACGCUGUCUUUUUGACUUCUUGUUUUCGCAGCGCAGGAAGUCUGAGCCCGGCCCGGCACAAUCAAAUCAAUUGCUGGUCGGACUCCCUCUAAUCAUUUGUGUGUCUUAAUUAUUUAAUCAAACUGUGUGCUUAAAGCAUCAGUCCAGCUCAGUGAAUAUAGUUGAUUUGAUUAAAACACAUAGGAUGUGUCAAUAUAUGGAAAAAUACAAGUUUAUACAUUUGGUCGAAAGAAUAGAAGACUCUUGGUCGACGAUUAUCUUUUUUAGUCGGGGACAGCCCUAGUGUACUCAUCACGUGUGUGUGUGUCCUCGCAGGCCAGUAUAUGUGGCGGCGGUGCGGCCCCAGUCUAAACACAUUGUGGUGGUCAUCGACCAUGGAGUUACCAUUACAGAAACACAGCUCCAGAUCGCCAGAGAUGCUGCCCUCGUCGUCCUCAACUCCAUAGACGAACAUGACAAGGUGAGGAGCUCUGCUCUGCUCUGAUAACCCAUCCCUAACUCCCCUCUUUAUAGCCUAAUUUCCCAAGCCCCCUCUGAUACCCUAUGACCCCCGACACACUAUCAACGUUCUAGAUACAACCACCCUUUCACUCCCUCUGAAGCUAAAGCAGACUGUGCAUAUGCCCCGUGAUUACAAUCCCAAAAGUAGUUGUUUAUGUUGUGUUUGUAUGUAGUGCUAACCUGUGUCUGUGCAUGUCCUCUUCCCCAGAUCUCGAUCCUGUCCUCAGCGGAGGCUGUGCGGUCCUGUUCUCUGGACCAGUGCUAUAAGAACUAUCUGUCUCCUGCCACCAGCGAGACCAAGAGGAAGAUGAGCGCCUUCAUCAGCAACCUCAAGGCCUCCGACAGCCCUACCCAGCAUGCACUGGGCUUCCAGAAGGCCUUCCAGCUCCUCAGGAACACCAGCAACAUCACCCGGAAACUCACCAGUAAGAACAGGGCCCCAUGGGAAAUGCAGUCUUUACAGGCCACUGAUGCUACAGGCUUGUUCAAUCUAUAGGGAAUGCUAAUCUGUCAUUUUUCAACGGAUAUGUGACAAUGAAUGUAUUUGGAGAAAAACAUUUCACACAUAAAUCUACUUGUAAAUCAAUGCAGUUAAUUUGGUUGAAAUGGCUCAAUGAAUGUGAAUCAAGAGAUGGAGGAUUUGUGAGAUGGAGGAUUUAUGACCAAGGAUUUGUUUCUGAUCUCUCUCUGUGCUUGUAUGUUCCUGUCAGACACAGACAUGGUGAUCAUCUACCUGUCGUCUGGCAUCACGUCUCGAGACGCGUCGGAGCAUGAGAAGAGAGACACCCUCCGUGUGGUCAGAGAGGAGAACCGCCACCUCAACAACUCAGUCAUGAUCCUCACCUACGCCCUCAUGAAUGGUAGGAACCCUCCACCACACACAGUUUGUCUAUGAUUGUAAUCACUCUCCACCACACACAGUUUGUCUAUGAUUGUAAUCACUCUCCACCACACACAGUUUGUCUAUGAUUGUAAUCACUCUCCACCACACACAGUUUGUCUAUGAUUGUAAUCACUCUCCACCACACACAGUUUGUCUAUGAUUGUAAUCACCCUCCACCACACACAGUUUGUCUAUGAUUGUAAUCACUCUCCACCACACACAGUUUGUCUAUGAUUGUAAUCACCCUCCACCACACACAGUUUGUCUAUGAUUGUAAUCACCCUCCACCACACACAGUUUGUCUAUGAUUGUAAUCACCCUCCACCACACACAGUUUGUCUAUGAUUGUAAUCACCCUCCACCACACACAGUUUGUCUAUGAUUGUAAUCACCCUCCACCACACACAGUUUGUCUAUGAUUGUAAUCACUCUCCACCACACACAGUUUGUCUAUGAUUGUAAUCACCCUCCACCACACACAGUUUUUCUAUGAUUGUAAUCACCCUCCACCACACACAGUUUGUCUAUGAUUGUAAUCACCCUCCACCACACACAGUUUGUCUAUGAUUGUAAUCACCCUCCACCACACACAGUUUGUCUAUGAUUGUAAUCACCCUCCACCACACACAGUUUGUCUAUGAUUGUAAUCACCCUCCACCACACACAGUUUGUCUAUGAUUGUAAUCACCCUCCACCACACACAGUUUGUCUAUGAUUGUAAUCACCCUCCACCACACACAGUUUGUCUAUGAUUGUAAUCACCCUCCACCACACACAGUUUGUCUAUGAUUGUAAUCACUCUCCACCACACACAGUUUGUCUAUGAUUGUAAUCACUCUCCACCACACACAGUUUGUCUAUGAUUGUAAUCACCCUCCACCACACACAGUUUGUCUAUGAUUGUAAUCACCCUCCACCACACACAGUUUGUCUAUGAUUGUAAUCACUCUCCACCACACACAGUUUGUCUAUGAUUGUAAUCACCCUCCACCACACACAGUUUGUCUAUGAUUGUAAUCACUCUCCACCACACACAGUUUGUCUAUGAUUGUAAUCACUCUCCACCACACACAGUUUGUCUAUGAUUGUAAUCACCCUCCACCACACACAGUUUGUCUAUGAUUGUAAUCACCCUCCACCACACACAGUUUGUCUAUGAUUGUAAUCACCCUCCAGGAAGGGGGUGGGUGAAUGGGGGUGGUGCAGACUGGAGAGGUGCUCAGAAACCUCAAAGGCUUUUUGUUUUUUCCUGUGUGUCUGUGAUGCAUCCACCUCCCCCUCUCAAUUGGCCCUCUCUUCACCUGUCUCCCCUCCCUCCUCCCCUUCUCCUUAUCCUUCACUCCAUGUCCUACACAGAGACCCCUUCACAGUGCAUGCAUUAGCCUGGUAUUGGCAUAGAUCAUGUUCAUUAGGAAAUUAAAAUGAGGGACCACUGAGAGCGCCUGAGUCUAAAGACUUCAAAGUGGGGGUGGGGGUGGGAUUGGGGGGUGUGAUGGAGACAGCCGGGGGCCGCUUGUUUAAAAGAGUCCAUGUUGAAAAGGAUUCAGAAAUAUAUGAUCAUUUUGAGUUGAUUAGCAUGACACCCAGAAAGCUUUUGUUGUGUAGCACAUUGUGAGCAUUUCAUAGAGCUCUGUGUGUGUGCCAGAUGUAAGCUGAUGAUUGUUAAAGGUGAUCAAUGGUAUUUUCUCCCACAUCAACUCUGUUGGUUGAACUAAGCAUGUUUGUGUGUCUGUGUCUGUUUUGUGAUGAGAUACUACAACUAGAAGGAUCAAAUGGUUAGGAAGUGAAAUCUUCAAGUAUGGGCUGUACUGCCAAAUCCUUCUAGACUUUCCCCUGGUCUGUGGCUGUCUAAUACUACCCAGUCCCUUCUGCCUGAUUGUGAACCACAGACCAACUCAAUCCAUCUAAAAUGCUCUUCUCAGACAUGAAAAACAGGAGAACGAGUUGAAGAUAUGCUUUAACUGUAACCAGUAAAUCACCCACAGAAUCUUUAAUGGAUUUUACAGAGAAUAUCAUCGGCCAAACGUUCAUCUACGGCCAUUCCAACUAUUACCUCUGAUGUCCAGUUUGAAUCAUCCACAGAAUCUUUCGUGGAUUUUACAGAGAAUAUCAUCGGCCAAACGUUCAUCUACGGCCAUUCCAACUAUGACCUCUGAUGUCCAGUUUGACCCUGCAGUCCACACAUACCAGGCUGUAUUGACAUGGCUGCUUUCAUCUCCUGUUGACUCACUACUGUCAAUAGUGCAUCAUUCCCAUGUAUGCAGCAUCCUAUUAUUAUCAUCAGACAAGGCCCAAAGCAUUAAGGCUUGAUCCCUCUUUAAUCCAAUCAGUGAUAUGACUGCCAUGCAUUCCAUAUUAAACCCUGUCGUAAUGCCAAAUGUGCCCAGUGACAGCUGUCUGGGCAGCCAUGUUGGAGAGGUCAUUCUAGGGUGUCCUCUGUUAAAAAGUCAAUGAAUAUUGUAGAGGAAGUUUUCUUACAUUGAUAUCAAUACAUUGAAGGACCUCCUAUCUUUGUGGCUGCUCUACUCUAUGCUGCUCUACGCUGCUUUAUGCUGCUCUGCUCUAUGCUGCUCUAUGCUGCUUUAUGCUGCUCUGCUCUAUGCUGCUCUAUGCUGCUCUGCUCUAUGCUGCUCUAUGCUGCUCUGCUCUAUGCUGCUCUGCGCUGCUCUAUGCUGCUCUAUGCUGCUCUGCUCUAUGCUGCUCUGCUCUAUGCUGCUCUGCUCUAUGCUGCUCUGCGCUGCUCUGUGCUGCUCUAUGCUGCUCUAUGCUGCUCUAUGCUGCUCUGCUCUAUGCUGCUCUAUGCUGCUCUGCUCUAUGCUGCUCUGCGCUGCUCUGCUCUAUGCAGCUCUGCGUUGCUCUAUGCUGCUCUAUGCUGCUCUGCGGUGCUUGACGCUGCUCUAUGCUGCUCUACGUGUCAUUACCUAAAUUGUCUUGUGUCAUGUCAAUAAACAUCAAACAUAGAGAUGCGGUCAAAUAUAUUAGCACUCUGCACUUUUCAAUGGAGCAGAAUGUUCUGGUUUCUCUUUUAGGCACCUGCAACUUACCACAGGUGGGAUAAAUUACACUUGCUGAGAAUCACUUGCUUCCAACCAAAUUAAUUACAAUUUAGAUUAAUUUAACCAGGCCCUUUUUCUACUUUGAAGUGAAAAAUCUCAAUGUGUACAUUUUUAUUUUGUAUUUUUGGGGGUCUUCUGCAGUUGUAAAUCAAACAAAUACGUGUGAACACAAAGUUUUUUAAAUUUUCUACUUAUUUUAGAAGAAAUAGUGAAUCAUUCAAUGGUGGCAAUAUAUUUGAACGCAUCUGUAAAACAUCUGUCUUGCCCUCUUCUUCCUCAACAGAGGGUGUGACGGGUCUGAAGGAGCUAGCGUUCCUGCGUGACCUAGCGGAGCAGAACUCGUUGAAGUACGGCGUCCCGGACCGCUCGGCGCUGCCCGUGGUGAAAGGGAGCAUGAUGGUCCUGAACCAGCUCAGUAACCUGGAGACCACCGUGGGACGCUUCUACAUCAACCUGCCCAACCGCAUGAUAGACCAGUCCUGCUUCAGCCUGCCCUACCAGGACCCCAUAGGAGACGGUGGGUUUAGACACUGAUCUAGGACCAGUUGUUCUGUUCUAGUCAUUAUGGUAAAGGUUAGAGCUGAGGUACAGUGAUCUGAUCCUAAAUCAGUGAGAACGAAUAGAUGAUAGACCUGUCCUGCUUCAGCCUGCCCUACCAGGACCCCAUAGGAGACGGUGGGUUCCUAACAACUGGUCCUGGGUCAUGGCCGUUAUCAUGGCCGUUUUUUAGGUUAUAGUUGGGACCUAACAACUGGUCUAGGACCAGUUCUGCUCUUAUGUCUGCGUAAUGGUUAAGGUUAGAGCUAAGGUACAGUGAGCUGCUAAACCUAAAUCAGUGGUAAAGAAAAUAUUAUAAACUUGAUGAGAUUGAUUUGGGCUCUUGGUGAUCAAUCAGUGUGAUGUAAAACUAUCUGUGUCUUCUCCCUGCAGGUUUCAUCAUGACGGUGAGCCGGCCCUGUUACUUUGGCAACCUGUUGCUAGGCGUCGUUGGGGUGGACGUGAACUUAGCCUACAUUUUAGAGGACGUCACCUACUACCAGGAUUCCCUGGCCUCCUACACCUUCCUCAUAGACAACAAAGGUACGUCUUAUACUAACCCUACCCCCUACACACUAACCCUAACCCUGGCCUCCUAUACACUAACCCUACACCCUACCCCCUACACACUAACCCUGGCCUCCUAUACACUAACCCUACACCCUACCCCCUACACACUAACCCUAACCCUGGCCUCCUAUACACUAACCCUACACCCUACCCCCUACACACUAACCCUGGCCUCCUACACACUAACCCUACACCCUACCCCCUACACACUAACCCUGGCCUCCUAUACACUAACCCUACACCCUAACCCCCUACACACUAACCCUAACCCUGGCCUCCUAUACACUAACCUACAACCUACCCCCUACACACUAACCCUGGCCUCCUAUACACUAACCCCCUAACACACUAACCCUGGCCUCCUACACACUAACCCUACACCCUACCUACACACUAACCCUGGCCUCCUAUACACUAACCCUACCCCCUACACACUAACCCUGGCAUCCUAUACACUAACCCUACCCCCUACACACUAACCCUGGCGUCCUAUACAUUAACCCUACACCCUACCCCCUGCACACUAACCCUGGCCUCCUAUACACUAACCCUACCCCCUACACACUAACCCUGGCCUCCUAUACACUAACCCUACACACUAACCCUGGCCUCCUAUACACUAACCCUACACCCUACCCCCUACACACUAACCCUGGCCUCCCUAACCUAACCCUAAACACUACCACCUAACCUGCUCAUACCUAACCUAACCCCCUACAACAACCUGGCCUCCUAUACACUAACCCUACACCCUACCCCUACACACUAACCCUGGCUCCUAUCACUAUAACCCUACUCCUACACACCUACGCCCCUACACAACCCUACCCCUACACCACUAACCCUGGCCUCCUAAACUAACACUAACCCUACCCCCUACAUCCCUACAACACUAACCCUGGCCCUCCUAACACUAACCCUCCUACACCUAACCCACCCCCUCAACACCACUAACCCUGGCCUCCUAUACACUAACCCUACCCUACCCUACACACUAACCCUGGCCUCCUAUACACUAACCCUACCCCCCUACCACACCUAACCCUGGCCAUACACUAACCCUACCUACCCUAACCACCCUGGCCAACCUAACCCUACCUACCCACACAAACCCUGGCCUACCUAUAUACCAACUAACCCUAUACACACCCCUACACACUACCCUCCUGGCCUCCUAUCACUAACCCUAACCCUACCCCCUACACACUAACCCUGGCCUCCUAUACACUAACCUACCCCCUACACACAACCCUGGCCUCCUAUACACUAACCCUACCCCCUACACACUACACCCUACCCCCCCUACCCUCCUCUAACACUAACCCUAACCCCCUACACACUAACCCUGCCUCCUAUACACUAACCCUACAACCCCUACAACCCUCCUAACAUACCCACUAUACCACUACACUAACCCUAACCCCCCUCACACUAACCUAACCCUGGCCUCCUAACACUAACCCUACACCCUACCCCCUACACACUAACCCUAACCCUGGCCUCCUAUACCUUCAUCAUAGACUACAAAGGUACAUCCUACACUUUUUCUGCCUGUUCACAAAAGCAUUAUUUGGCAAUUGGUGUGUAGGCUAUUUGGCGCACAGAAUUAUACAUUUAUGGAUUAUUAUUUUCUCUUUAUUCAACUUGCCUGCCACCCACCCGCCCUUCCCAUGGAUAUAACCGCAGGGACAGUGGGUUAUGAGUCAAUCCGCGCAUCACUAGCAGGGACUGGCCCAGGGACACACCUAGAGGCAGGGACUGGGCCAGAGACACACCUAGAGGCAGGGACUGGGCCAGAGACACACCUAGAGGCAGGGACUGGGCCGGAGACACACCUAGAGGCAGGGACUGGGCCGGAGACACACCUAGAGGCAGGGACUGGCCCAGGGACACACCUAGAGGCAGGGACUGGGCCAGAGACACACCUAGAGGCAGGGACUGGGCCAGAGACACACCUAGAGGCAGGGACUGGGGCCAGAGACACACCCAGAGGCAGGGACUGGGCCAGAGACACACCCAGAGGCAGGGACUGGGCCAGAGACACACCUAGAGGCAGGGACUGGGCCAGAGACACACCUAGAGGCAGGGACUGGGCCAGAGACACACCUAGAGGCAGGGACUGGGCCAGAGACACACCUAGAGGCAGGGACUGGGCCAGAGACACACCUAGAGGCAGGGACUGGGCCAGAGACACACCUAGAGGCAGGGACUGGGCCAGAGACACACCUAGAGGCAGGGACUGGGCCAUAGACGCACCUAGAGGCAGGGACUGGGCCAGAGACACACCUAGAGGCAGGGACUGGGCCAGAGACACACCUAGAGGCAGGGACUGGCCCAGGGACACACCUAGAGGCAGGGACUGGCCCAGAGACACACCUAGAGGCAGGGACUGGGCCAGAGACACACCUAGAGGCAGGGACUGGGCCAGAGACACACCUAGAGGCAGGGACUGGGCCAGAGACACACCUAGAGGCAGGGACUGGGCCAUAGACACACCUAGAGGCAGGGACUGGGCCAGAGACACACCUAGAGGCAGGGACUGGGCCAGAGACACACCUAGAGGCAGGGACUGGCCCAGGGACACACCUAGAGGCAGGGACUGGCCCAGAGACACACCUAGAGGCAGGGACUGGGCCAGAGACACACCUAGAGGCAGGGACUGGGCCAGAGACACACCUAGAGGCAGGGACUGGGCCAGAGACACACCUAGAGGCAGGGACUGGGCCAGAGCUAGGGUUUGUCUCAGUGCUUCCCUGCCACUCUCAUGUUAUGUUUUCCUUUAGUGUCAACACAGGCUAGCUAUACAGUGGGGAGAACAAGUAUUUGAUACACUGCCGAUUUUGCAUGUUUUCCUACUUACAAAGCAUGUAGAGGUCUGUAAUUUUUAUCAUAGGUACACUUCAACUGUGAGAGACGGAAUCUAAAACAGAAAUCCAGAAAAUCACAUUGUAUGAUUUUUAAGUAAUUCAUUUGCAUUUUAUUGCAUGACAUAAGUAUUUGAUCACCUACCAACCAGUAAGAAUUCCGGCUCUCACAGACCUGUUAGUUUUUCUUUAAGAAGCCCUCCUGUUCUCCACUCAUUACCUGUAUUAACUGCACCUGUUUGAACUCGUUACCUGUAUAAAAGACACCUGUCCACACACUCAAUCAAACAGACUCCAACCUCUCCACAAUGGCCAAGACCAGAGAGCUGUGUAAGGACAUCAGGGAUAAAAUUGUAGACCUGCACAAGGCUGGGAUGGGCUACAGGACAAUAGGCAAGCAGCUUGGUGAGAAGGCAACAACUGUUGGCGCAAUUAUUAGAAAAUGGAAGAAGUUCAAGAUGACGGUCAAUCACUCUCGGUCUGGGGCUCCAUGCAAGAUCUCACCUCGUGGGGCAUCAAUGAUCAUGAGGAAGGUGAGGGAUCAGCCCAAAACUACACGGCAGGACCUGGUCAAUGACCUGAAGAGAGCUGGGACCACAGUCUCAAAGAAAACCAUUAGUAACACACUACGCCGUCAUGGAUUAAAAUCCUGCAGCGCACGCAAGGUCCCCCUGCUCAAGCCAGCGCAUGUCCAGGCCCGUCUGAAGUUUGCCAAUGACCAUCUGGAUGAUCCAGAGGAGGAAUGGGAGAAGGUCAUGUGGUCUGAUGAGACAAAAAUAGAGCUUUUUGGUCUAAACUCCACUCGCCGUGUUUGGAGGAAGAAGAAGGAUGAGUACAACCCCAAGAACACCAUCCCAACCGUGAAGCAUGGAGGUGGAAACAUCAUUCUUUGGGGAUGCUUUUCUGCAAGAGGACAGGACGACUGAACCGUAUUGAGGGGAGGAUGGAUGGGGCCAUGUAUCGCGAGAUCUUGGCCAACAACCUCCUUCCCUCAGUAAGAGCAUUGAAGAUGGGUCGUGGCUGGGUCUUCCAGCAUGACAACGACCCGAAACACACAGCCAGGGCAACUAAGGAGUGGCUCCGUAAGAAGCAUCUCAAGGUCCUGGAGUGGCCUAGCCAGUCUCCAGACCUGAACCCAAUAGAAAAUCUUUGGAGGGAGCUGAAAGUCCGUAUUGCCCAGCGACAGCCCCGAAACCUGAAGGAUCUGGAGAAGGUCUGUAUGGAGGAGUGGGCCAAAAUCCCUGCUGCAGUGUGUGCAAACCUGGUCAAGACCUACAGGAAACGUAUGAUCUCUGUAAUUGCAAACAAAGGUUUCUGUACCAAAUAUUAAGUUCUGCUUUUCUGAUGUAUCAAAUACUUAUGUCAUGCAAUAAAAUGCAAAUUAAUUACUUAAAAAUCAUACAAUGUGAUUUUCUGGAUUUCAUAGGUACACUUCAACUGUCUCUCACAGUUGAAGUGUACCUAUGAUAAAAAUUACAGACCUCUACAUGCUUUGUAAGUAGGGAAACCUGCAAAAUCGGCAGUGUAUCAAAUACUUGUUCUCCCCACUGUAUUUAAGAUGUUAAGGUUAAAAAUAAAAUAAAAAAAUUUAAAUAAAAGGUUUUCAAGUUAAACAGGCCAUGUUCAGACGUGUGUGUUGACUGGGUUAUUAUGAAACUUUGUCAGACUAGCAGUAUAGCCUCUGUACUCCCUAGAGGGGUUUUGGGAAACAAUCCGAAUGGUUGGCAGUAAUGUUAUUGUAAUGAGUCUGUUGUCAGAUGACAGGUUGUUACUGCACGGUGCUUAUUACACUGUCAAACCAUGAUUAAUGAGUAUUAAAGUCGUUAGGUGUGUUGUGACUAAUAGGCCACUCUCAAUUAGACAGCAGAUAAACAGUUGAGUGGAGAGUAGACUGCUGCUGUAAUGUUAAUGGACUGUUGUAGUAUGGAGGUAAUGUGGUCAGAGAUACCUUGUCGUUAGAGAAAAGGGAUUCUCCUCGCUCUCGCUCGCUCUCUCUCUCUCACUUUGCCCUCCUUAAAAUACACCCCCCCUGUCUCUCCCUCCUUCCCUCCUCCCUCGUAAGGGCUUUCAAUCUCCCAUAGCUUACUAUUAGUGCUGCUCUGGUGCCUGCCUGAAUACAGGACCACAGUAGUAGGGGUCUAGGGGUGAUCUGGCCUCACCCUGCCCAGGGAGCAGUAGCCCGUCCCUGGGGUGAGGUGUGGUCAAGGCCCCUGGGUGCUGGAGGCUCCAUGAAAGGCUGCUCCUGUGAAGAGCCCUUGAUGGCAUUGACUGAUGAUGCGUGUUCUGUUCUGAUGAUGUGGAUAUUUUUGGUUUCCUAGGUUACACCCUGAUGCACCCGUCCCUCACACGGCCCUACCUGAUGACAGAGCCUCCCCUCCACACUGACAUCAUCCACUAUGAGAACAUCCCUGGGUUCCCCGUGGUACGGGACAACAUACUCCAGUGAGUUAGGGUCAAGGCUCAGAGGGUUUCACCAGUAUGUAUCCAUGCUGGAAACUCAAGGCAGACUAGUAAUGUAGUAAGAUGUGUUUUCAUCCACUCUCUUUGUCAUUGCAAUCUUUGUUUACAUAAUGUAAUCUGCAUUGCACGCUCUUGUGUUGCUAACGUUAACCCUCCUACUUCCUGUCCCUCCCUCCAGUCUUCCCCUGGGUAGUCAGGUGAUAGCUGUGCCCACCAACUCCUCUCUGUCCUGGCACACCAACCGCCUCCGAGACCCCAGCAAGGAGGCCUACAACGUCAGCUACACAUGGAAACUGGUGCGAUGCACUGCUGUUGCUGUCUGUCACUCUGUCUGUCUGUCUGUUUGUGACUCUGUAUUUCUCCUCUCUAGAUCGAGAUCCCUUUUUUCCCCCUCUUCCUCUCCCCUCUGUCCCUCUCUCACCCCCUCUCUCCAUAACACAACAAGCCAGCAAUUCAGUAUUGCAUCUUCAUCUUAUUUUUCCCUCUCUCCCUCUUCCUCUGUCACGCCAUCUCCCUCAGUCACAGUGGUUCCCACCCAACACUGUCACCUCCAAUCUGUCACCUUUAGAAAAACCCAGUGCCCCCCCCCCCCCCCCCCAGCCACUAUGUGUCAUGUUUUAGGAAAAAUAGGGCGGACAGCAAAAACCUCAUCUUAAAAGUGGAUUUUUUUGCUUGAGAAACAGAGUUCACACAUCACUUAUUCUAUGACCUAUGACUAGUUUCUUCUACCCAGCUGUCUCUAUGUUGUUGUCAAGUUCAGCAUUAAAAUGGUAACUUGGCUUAGCAAAGUCUUGUUGCACCAGAUCUGCUGAAGGGCUCUGGUGUGUUUCAGUGUUUUGCCACACCAGCCCACUCUCUCCUGUCCUGUCCUGUCCUAGCCUCCCAGCCAGAUCCACUCAACAUGUGUAAUUUAAAGGUCCAAUGCAGCUGUUUUUAUCUCGAUAUCAAAUCAUUUCUGGGUAACAAUUAAGUACGUUACUGUGACUGUUUUCAAUUCAAAUGGUCAAAAAGAAACAAAAAUAGCUUAUUAGCAAAGAGCAAUUUCUCAAGCAAGAAUUUUGCUAGGACUGUCUGGGAAAACUGAAAACUAGCUGUUAUUGGCAGAGGUUUGGAACUCUUAUUCUUAUUGGUCUAUUAACUAAUUAGGCCUAAACUCUAUCCCACCAAAACAGGCAGACAUUUUAGGCGUUCUUUUCAAACAGCUCUUACACUAAAACGGUAUUAUCAUCAUUUUCACAGUAUUAUUUCAACCUCAGUGUGAAAAUAUAAAUAAAACACAGGAAAAUCAUGGUUUUGACUGCAAUGGGCCUUUAAAAUCAUUGGCGCCGUCAUUAUGCACAGCACAUUUAUCAGCACCAGUCAGCAGUGCUGGGAAAGGACGGCCUGCGUGUGUGUGUGCACGUGCGUGCGCUCACGCGAUGGGUUAAUAAAACACUCGCUGUGACGUCUGAAAGUAAACACACUGGAAAAGAAGGCAGACAGGAGCAGGGAGUAGGAGUGUGUGUAGUGUCACUGUCGGAGCUCAGGAGUUUCUAAACCUCAACUCCCCAUUACAAGUUAUGAUCAGUCAUGUCUUAUCAAUGAUUGUGAAAAUCUAGUAAAAUGUCUCUAGCUGUGUGUAUGCUCUAAGUAGAAGCUCCUACACAAAACAUCCAUUCUCUUCUCCCUCAAUCCCUCUCCCUUCCACCCAGUGCCUGUACCCCAGGGAUACUCAUUAACACACAUAUAAAUCCCAUCCUCUCCCCUCCCCAGGUGCAGGACAAGGCGUUCAUCCUGUGCAUAGUGUACGUCCAGCCAGAGAUCCCUGUGAAACACCUGAAGAACCUGAACACUGCUCCCAGCUCCAAGCUGCUCUAUCAUCGCCUAGACCUGCUGGGACAGCCCAGCUCCUGUCUGCACUUCAAACAGCUGGCCACCGUUGGUAAGACAUGGGGCCACACAGGCAAUGACUGUGAGAGAGGAACUAGGCUAGAGGCAGAGAAUUUAUUCAUUUAGUCUCUAUUUUCCUCUCUCUGUCUGUCUGGCUUUCUGUCGCUCUCGCUCUCUCUCUCGCUCUCUGUCUGUCUGGCUCUCUGGCUCUGUCUGGCUCUUGGUUCUCUCUCUCUCUCUGUCUGUCUGGCUCUCUGUCUCUGUCUGUCUGGCUCUGUCUCUCUCUCUCUCUCUCUCUCUCUCUGUCUGGCUCUCUGUCUCUCUCUCGCUCUCUCUCUGUCUGUCUGGCUCUCUGUCUGGCUCUCUCUCUCUGUCUCUUUCUCUGUCUCUCUGUCUGUCUGUCUCUCUGUCUCUCUCUCGCUCUCUCUCUGUCUGUCUGGCUCUCUGUCUGGCUCUCUGUCUCUCUGUCUCUUUCUCUGUCUCUCUCUCUCAGAGAGUCCUACAGUGAUGCUGUCUGCAGGGAGUUUCUCCUCGCCCUACGAACACCUCAGCCAACCAGAGACCAAACGCAUGGUGGAACACUACACUGCCUACCUCAGUGAUAACACACGCCUCAUAGCCAACCCUGGACUCAAGGUACACUCACACACUCACACAAUCACAUUUGAUUGACCGUAACGACAGUCAUUAACACAGAGAAGCCAAACUAAUAUCAAACACGUAUCUUCUGAAAAGACCACACUAGCAAAACACCACCAAAAGAAAGACAGGUCUCUUAGCUUCACUGCUUUCUGUGUCUUUUAGGAGAAGCUAGAGAAAAGCUCCAUGUUUUUAGCAGCCUGUGUGCACAGCAUUUUUAGCCCCUCUCUGUACGUGGUGAGAGAGUGGGGGAGAGACUGAGAGACUCUCAGUAAAGGGUGAGGGAGAUCCUGAGCUGGGCCUACCCUACAGCUUAGAGAGAGCUCAGCUCUUCUUCCCUGUCUUAAAGGAACCCUGCUAUAUCCCUCUCUCUCUCCAUCUAGUCGUCGGUCAGGAACGAGGUGAUGGCGACCAGUCACGUCACAGAUGAAUGGAUGACACUCAUGGAGAUGAGUAGCCUCAACUGCUACAUUGUUCGCCGUUACAUAGCAACGCCCAAUGGGGUGCUUCGGAUUUACCCCGGCUCACUCAUGGACAAAGCCUUCGAUCCGACCCGGAGACAAUGGUGAGGUUAAUUUAGCGGUGUGUGGGGGGUAGAGAGUGAUGGAAAGGUGAGUCCUGCAAAACAGUGUUUUGGAUCGGCUUAGUGCAUAGCUUUCUCUGUUCAUGGUCUGAAUGAUUCACUUUCUAUGGAAAAGUUUUGAGUUCUACUAAAUCCUUCAUGACACUUUUCAUUUUGUAUGGCAGUCUAGAGUAGUCAGAUAUAUUUUCACCUUGGAAUGUUUUAGUAUAAAUGUUUCAGUCAGGAUCUGUUACUUUUCUAGAAUAAACAUUGUUUUUUAGUUUUUUUCCCCCAGUCUUUAGUUAGUAGACAGUAUCCACAGGUAUUGUCAGGGAAUUAGUAUGUUGUGUCAAGGCGUUUGUUUUUGUUUCCCAUCACACUGACCAUGCUCUCUAACCUCUAACCUCUGACCUCUGAUCCAAACAGGUACCAGCACGCGGUGGCGAACCCAGGCCUCAUCACCUUCACCGGGCCUUACCUGGAUGUGGGCGGGGCCGGAUACGUGGUCACCAUCAGCCACACCAUCCACGCCUCCAGGUACUCUAGGAGGACACACACACAAUCUUCCUCACCAUUCACGCCCUAGGCUCUGAUUGGAAGAAACCCAGUUGGACUGUAUCCAUGUCACACAGAGUGAUGGUGAUACACCAGUCUAGUUAUCAGGGCAACCUGAUAAACACUAAGAGAUUUUCAUUUGAGACUGUUGAUGAAUUUGAAACGUUCUGUUUCUUUAGUUUUUUUAAUGAUACAAUGCUAAGCUCUUCUGUUUUUUUCAUAACUGGCAUUUCAUUAUAUAUGCCAAUAUAGCAAAUACUUUUAUCCAAAGCGACUUAGUCAUGCGUGCAUACAUUCAUUGUAUGGGUGGCAGCAGUAGGAAUCAAAUCCAUGACCCUUGGGGUUGUAACCGACAUGCUCUACCGACUGAGCCACAUAAGACCAUUAUCUCAAGCAAUACAUAGAGCAAAACAUGAAGAAGUAGUGGGAAAUAGACAGACUAAUUUGAUCUGCAAGUGUAAUGGCCCUGGCAGUCUCCUGUUUGUGCCUGCUGACUACAGUUACAACGUUACUGGUUAAUCUCAGAGGAGGCUGUAGACUUGAGGCAAUCACCAACAACUGGAUUAUGAUAUAAUACACACACAGCUCUGAUAAGGCAGGCUCAGUGUGUUUGGUGGUUCUGGCCCAGUGAGCAUGUCCUGUGGCCUCUGUAGUAUGCCUAGACGCUGCUCUCAAAUAAGGCUCCCAAGAGCUGCGCGAACAUGCCUUUAUACCAGAGCAUGGUUUUGGGAAGGGAAGGUAGCUAGAGAAUAUGAAAUGUGCACUGUUGAAUAAUGUUCUCUCCUCUGCUCUCUCUGUGUAGUUCUCAGAUGGCCUCAGGGUAUGCAGUAGCAGUGAUGGGGAUAGACUUCACACUGCGUUACUUCUACAAGGUUCUGCUGGACCUGCUACCCAUCUGCAAUCAGGACAAGGGCAACAAGAUCCGGUAUGUCUUUCUUUGAGGGUCCUUCUCUCUUGUUAUAGGGGUUUGUGACUAUGACUGAUAGGGAUCCUGGCACAUUCACUAGUCCUCCAACAUCCCAGCAUGCCCUCUGCUAAGUGGGAGAAACCAAAGAGAGAGACUCAAGGAAGUUUUCUGUUGUGGUCCAGAAAUAAACUAUGCUGGUUACAAAGAAGGUGAGAGGGGGAGAGGGGGGAGAGGGAGAAGGGGAGAGGGAGAAGGGGAGAGGGAGGGAGGGGGAGUCAAAAGAAGAUAAACUGAUUAUAAUUACAUUCCAGAAACAUCCUGUUAUGCUAGAUGCUGCUGCUACAUUAUUUUUCUCGUUUCACUCUUUGUCUCCCCUCCCUCCCUCCAGUAUCUCUCUCUGUACCCCUAAUCUAUCUCUCCCUCCCUCUCCCCCUUCUCUCUCCAGUCCUCUCCCCCUUUCUUUCUCUCGCUCCCCCCGUCUCUCUCUCUCUCUCUCUCUCUCUCUCUCUCUCUGUCUGACAGUCUUCAGUGGUUCAUGUUUAACUGGAGGAAGGGGAUGGAGGUGGGUUGGGGUUGAAUGGUUUUCUAUCAUGCAGGAUGGGGUAAUAUGGGACAAUACACAGAGCUGAGCUGGAGCCUGGCCCAUGUGGUGCUCUUAACCCUCAGAACUUGCUCUCUCUCCCUGUAACACCACCCCCCGUCUCUCCUGACUUAACACUGCUCUCUGCCCUCCACAUCCACUGUAAUCGCUCUGGCUCUCUCCCUCUCAACAGCAAGUCUGAGCUUCGGGUUCUGUUGUGUUUAAAUCAGAUGGAUUUCAGUGGGCAUGUGUUUAAGUAUUUAAGUGUAUUAAGUUAAAUUGAUUGUACUGUUCAGUAAAAUGAAUAAUACUUCAACUGGAUUUUCUCUCUCUGUCUCUCCAUCUCUCGCUCUCUCGGUCUCGAUCUCUCCGUCACUCUCUCUGUCGCUUUCUUGCUGUCUCUCUCUCUAGGUGUUUCAUCAUGGAGGACAGGGGUUACUUGGUGGCCCACCCCACCCUCAUCGACCCUAAAGGUCACGCCCCAGCCGAGCGGCAGCACAUCACACACAAGGAACCACUGGUGGCCAACGACAUCCUGAACCAUCCUAACUUUGUCAAGAAGAACCUGUGCAACAGCUUCAGCGACCGCACGGUCCAGCGUUUCUACAAGUUCAACACCAGCAUCAUUGUGAGUAGGGGCUCAGAGAUAAGACUUUGGACAGCAGGGAUUUUCUCACUCUCUGUCUCUCUCUCCCUGUCUCUCUCUCCCUGUCUCUCUCUCCCUGUCUCUCUCCCUGUCUCUCUCGCUCUGUCUCUCUCUCUGUCUCUCUCUGUCUGUCUUUCUCUCUCCGUCUCUCGCUCUGUCUCUCUCUCUGUCUGUCUUUCUCUCUCUGUCUCUCUCUCUGUCUGUCUUUCUCUCUCCGUCUCUCGCUCUGUCUCUCUCUCUGUCUGUCUUUCUCUCUCUGUCUCUCUCGGCCCCAAUAUGACCCUGCUGUCCAAAGUCUGACAGCCCCUGUGUCACAAGAUCCACCAUUUUGGAUACAGUUUGACACUGACUGAGUAAAUUUGACAGGUAGUGUCCUCUCGCUUUGUUGCCCUCAGAAAACCAUUUUCCCAGGACAGCUUUUAUUAUUGUCCAUCAGUAUUAUAGCCCCACCACGUGGUGAGAAAUUGUAUAGCAGCCUCAAUGAGCUUUACUCAAAUGACCCAAGUGCUUCCUUUCUUUGUAGAGCCAUUGAUAAACCAUAGUCUAGUACCAUGUUUUCUCUAAUACAUAGUAUUUUGCAUUUUUUAAACAAACCCAAAGAAGCUUGACAACACUCCUCCUGUCUCUCCUGAUGGUGACCUGACUAACCUGGUCCACGGCUCCAUGUACUGUCUGAUAAACCCAAUGAUGUAUAUAAACCCUGGAUUGCUGAUGCUAAGUAUUGGCCAAUGAGAGGCUCUGAAGCCAGCGGUCGUCCAUAUUGGCACUCCUCAGAAAUGCAGACCUCCAUAGGAAUGAAUGGAAUUCUACAGUAUUUCAUUUAAAUGUUUCAAGGACAAAAUUACACACAUUCUUUUAUUAGUAUUUUUAUGUUUAGCUCACAUAAUACAAUUUAAAAGUAUUCAUUAAGGUGUCUGUAAUAUAAUAAACAUGGCAUAAACAAAUUUAAACAUGAAUAAAUGCAUUUCUAUAGCUUCCAAAAUAUUUUUUACAAUGGUGGGGGAGUGCCAAGAUGGAGGCAAGGCGGCUUCAAAACAGCGCCCCGUUAGUCAUCUAGUGUAUAAAUAUAAAUCAUUGGAUAAACCCUUGUCUAGUAACAUAUCUCACUAUGUUCCCUCUCUCGCUCUCGAUCCCUCUUCCUUCACAGGGUGAUCUGACUAACCUGGUCCACGGGAGCCACUGCUCCAAGUACCGUCUGACCCGUAUCCCUGGCACCAACGCUUUCGCUGGCAUCGUCAAUGAGACGUGUGAUUCGCUGGCUUUCUGUGCCUGUAGCACCGUCGACCGCCUCUGUCUCAACUGUCACAGGUCAGAUAUACAGUCACAGGAGUUAUAGAGUUACAUUGGAAAUAAGAUGGUGUUUUAUUAUUUCUAUUCAAGAACUCAAUUAAUUCUACGAGGUAUCUGUUUAACUUGCUGUAUUAAAAGGGGUGAAUAUUUGCGUCACAAAGUUCAUUCAUAGUACUUUUGUUGGUUUUCAGUCAUAACUUUCAUGGAUCUAUAUUCUUACAACAUGGCUGUAACUGUUGUCCAUGUGUUGUACAGGAUGGAGCAGAAUGAGUGUGAGUGUCCAUGUGAGUGCCCCCUGGAGGUCAACGAGUGUACUGGCAACCUCACCUACGCUGAGAACAGGUGAGUCAAGAACCACGAUAAACAUCCUGCAUGUUAAAAAAGCCCACAUUUUUGUUUUGUUUGUGUGUUUAGAUGUGUAUUGCUCUACUGUAAUGUAGAUGUGUGUGGGUGUCUGUGUAUUUGAGUGUGUGUACCCGCAUCUGUACUGAAGCCUUUUCUAUAGUGCCCACAGGAAGUGAUGGACUCGGUCAUGCAGCUCACUGUCUCAUCAUGCCAUUCCUCAGAAACACCUGUGUCCUCAGUCAGCUAUUCAACUUUGACUAGCAUUAACCUCUUAAGGAUCUGACCCUUUUUUUCAAUUUUCGCCUAAAAUGACACCCAAAUAUAACUGCCUGUAGCUCAGGACCUGAAGCAAGGAUAUGCAUAUUCUUGAUACCAUUUGAAAGGAAACACUUUGAAGUUUGUGGAAAUGUGAAAUUAAUGCAGGAGAAUAUAACACAUUUGAUCUGGUAAAAAAUAAUACAAACAAAAAAACAUGCGUUUUCUAUUUAUUUUUUUGUUCCAUCAUCUUUGAAAUGCAAGAGAAAGACCACAAUAUAAUGUUGCAGUUUAGGCGCAAUUUAGAAUUUGGCCACUAGACGGCAGCAGUGUGUGCGCAAAGUUUCAGAUUGAUCAAGUGAAGCAUUGCAAUACUGGACUAUUUUGUAUCAAGUCUGCCCAAAUGUGCCGAAUUGGUCAACUGAUAAAUUUUCAAGUACAUAACUAUAGAGAACAUACAAAAAUGAUAUGGUAAUACAAAAUGUAAGUUUACACACUCCCAGGAAUGUCAUACAUGAUGGAUCAUUAGGUUAUACACUAACAUUCACACAACUAGACAGCAGGGGUUCAAACUAUAGAACCCAGUUCCUACAUUUGAAUAUAAAAAUGGAUUUUAUCAAACAAAACUAUGCUACAUUUUAUCUCUGGGACCCUUAGGAUGACAAAUCAGAGCAAGAUUACUGAAUGUAAGUACAUUCAGAGGUGAAUGUAUCAAACCAGUUGCCGUGAUAGGUUUUUUGUUGUUGUGCACUCUCCUCAAACAAUAGCAUGGUAUUUUUUUCACUGUAAUAGCUACUGUAAAUUGGACAGUGCAGUUAGAUUAACAAGAAUGUAAGCUUUCUUCCCAUAUAAGACAUGUCUAUGUCCUGGAAAGUUUGCUGUUACUUACAACAGUCAUGCUAUGUUAGCUCAACCGUCCCUUAUACGGGACACAGAUCCCGUAGAGGUUAACAACAACUGUCUGUCUGGCUAAGGCUCUUUGUGAGAGGAGAGGGCGGGUGGGAGGAUAGAGGGAUGCUAGAGAAAAGAUUGUCCACAAAGCUGCUGUCAGACUGCAGUCAUGCAUUCAUGUAGUGUUCACUCUGUUGUGGUUGAUUGAGGUCUUUUCAUGUAAUGCUAAUUACUGCCUAAUUUGAAACUGGGACAUUAUCGUUGGUUAGUCAUUACCUCCUUGAUUCAGUGUGGUGACAUGUGUCUCUCAUUUGAACUGUGUUUGUCAUUGUUGUAGUCUGACCGUGUGGUCAUGUUCAUCACUAUGGUCUGACCGUGUUUGUGGUUGUAUUCAACAGGAACCCCAGCUGUGAGGUGCACCAGGAGCCCCUGUCUCUGACGGUGAUGGACUCCAGUCUGCAGGACACCCUGCCCCAGUGUAUCAACACCCGCUGCAGCCAGCGCUUCACUAGCAGGUAGAGGACAGCUACCGCCCACAGCUACCGCCCACAGCUACCGCACACAGCUACCGGCUACGGCCCACAGGCCACAGCUACAGCCCACAGCUACCGCCCACAGCUACCGCCCACGGCUACCGCCCACAGCCACAGGCUACGGCCCACAGCCACAGGCUACAGCCCACAGCUAUAGCCCACAGGCUACCGCCGACAGCUACCGCCCACAGCCACAGGCUACAGCCCACAGCUAUAGCCCACAGGCUACCGCCCACAGCUACUGCCCACAGCACCUCCCUGGGGGAACGACAGUGUGAAGAAAUACUGUACUGGAUAAUAAACUUCUUAUUUUAGACCACACCUCUGUCAUCUCUCAAACUGGAGUUUAAUUAAAACAUGUAGUGAUGUGUAUAUACUGAUUUAGAAGAGCAAAACAAGUUUCAGAUCACAACACAUUUCCAAAAUACAUUUGCUGAGAUUUACUGUGAAGAAAAUCCCUUAAAUUGUAUGUUAGAGUCUUGACCAUGACUGUACCUCUUACCUUUACUCUGUGAUCCCCAGUGACUGUUUUGGCGUGUUGGACUGUGAAUGGUGUAUGGUGGACAAUGAUGGGAAGACCCACCUGGAAAAACCUUACUGUGCCCUGCAGAAGGAAUGCUUCGGGGGCAUCCUCGGGGCCAAGAGCCCUUACAUGGACGGCAUGGGGAUGUUGGGUGAGUCUACUCAGUCCUUAUUGUCACAAGGUCAUGCAAACAGAACAGGGUAGUGGGCUUGAUUUCCCACAGCUAUGUCCAGAGCAAUUUAUUUAGUGAGUUAGGACCAGAGCAAUUUAUUUAGAGAGUUAGGACCAGAGCAAUUUAUUUAGAGAGUUAGGACCAGAGCAAUUUAUUUAGAGAGUUAGGACCAGAGCAAUUUAUUUAGAGAGUUAGGACCAGAGCAAUUUAUUUAGAGAGUUAGGACCAGAGCAAUUUAUUUAGAGAGUUAGGACCAGAGCAAUUUAUUUAGAGAGUUAGGACCAGAGCAAUUUAUUUAGAGAGUUAGGACCAGAGCAAUUUAUUUAGAGAAGCCAACUUGUAGAAUUUGUAAUAUUGUUCUAAUUCUAAACAUUCAGUUACACAGUAUUCCCCAUGUAAUGUUAAUGGGGAGCUAACAUGAAACCGCAUUGGCCCAACUCUCUAUUGAGGUUUCUGCAUUCUGAUGCAUUGACAUGACCCUACAACAUUCUAUGGCGGCCAUGUUAGCUCACCAUUAACAUUACAUGGGGAAUAUUUAAACAAUGCUGUGUAACUGAAUGUCUAGAAUUAGAACAAUAUUACAAAUUCGACAAAUUGGCCCAACUCUCUAAAUACAUAGCUCUGCCUAUGUCAUAGUCCUCCUAGAAUAAUAUUUGGUUAACAUAAUAGAUGUAAUUUAUUUAACUUCCACUCUCUCUCCCUCCUCCCCCUGCUCUCCCCUCCCUCCUUCCAGAUGAGGAGGUGGCAUCUCUGAACAUGAUUCGGAGUGCCCCGGUAGGGCCGGUUGCCGGGGGGAUUAUGGGCUGUAUCAUGGUGCUGGUGUUGGCUGUCUACGCCUACAGACACCAGAUCCACCGGCGCUCACACCAACACAUGUCCCCUCUGGCUGCACAGGGUAAGACACCUCGACAUACUGGAGAUGAAUGUUACCUAGAACAACUGACUAUGGAAAUACAGCUAAUUAGUGCAUGCAAGUUGGACAACAUCGGUGACACAAGUAGCCUCUGAUUUAAGUUCUCAGAGAAAUCUCAGUGCUAUUAAUAGGACAUGUUAUUGACAUUUAAAACCACUUUAGUGUCUUAGUGUGUUAUGAAAGUACUCAAACUCAGACAGUAAUUGCCCCUAUAAUUGCCUCUGUUGUCUGACAAUCAGGUCUUAGUUUUGAUAAUGAAAGCUGUUGCUAGAGCUGUGGGGAUGAUUUAAUUAACUAAAGCCCUGGACUCAAUGGCUGACCUGCGCUACAGACAGCAGCAUUGCCUUUCCCUAAUGAGACCAUAAACACUCGUUGUUAACUCUGACAAGAGAUACAUGAAAGAAAUCUCUUACAAUAAUACUUUCCCUCUCUCCUUUCUGCAGAGAUGUCAGUGCGGAUGUCUAACCUGGAUAAUGAGCGAGAUGAGGACAGUCAUGAAGACAGGGGAAUCAGUAAGUACUGCAGGACAAUUAGUAUCAGUGUACUGUAAGACCAUUACCUUGACUUGACCCUGUGUUUUAUUCCUUGUAUUAAACCUAGAUGUUUUCCUGUCCCGUCCUGCAGUCAGCAACACACGGUUUAUCGCCGCGGUGAUCGAGAGACACACCCACAGUCCCGAGCGCAGGAGGAGGUACUGGGGACGCUCAGGGACAGAGAGUGACCACGGUAAGACCAGAAGAUGACCCCAGAGGAAACAGGCCUCUGUUCUGCUCUUAAAACCACACAUUGUAUGGUUGAGAGGGAGGAGAGUAGUAUAACUCUGUGUAGAACCACCGGAGAUGAGACUCUAGCUAACACUGCUAGUGUAACUACUGAUCAUAGAGGAAAGUGAAGGAGAGGAGGAAAUGGAUGCAGUGGAGAAAUACAGAGAGAGUGCAAGAAAGAGGGCGGAGGCGUUUCAGGGCAAAAGCGUAUUGGCUCUGUUCCUCAGCUCAGUCAGAGCUGUCCUUCCACAGUCCACACACUCACACAGCUGCUCUACUCUCUGGACACACACUCACACAGCUGCUCUACUCUCUGGACACACACUCAGUCAGAGGGGUCCUUCCACAGUCCACACACUCACACAGCUGCUCUACUCUCUGGACACACACUCAGUCAGAGGUGUCCUUCCACAGUCCACACACUCACACAGCUGCUCUACUCUCUGGACACACACUCAGUCAGAGGUGUCCUUCCACAGUCCACACACUCACACAGCUGCUCUACUCUCUGGACACACACUCAGUCACUGAGUGAAGGAUGUUGUCUAACAGCCUGCAGGCUAACAGACAUCCAGGUAUGGGCUUUAUUAAUACAACCUUUCUCUGUGUAUUAUGUCCAAGUUAUUACCCUGUUUCAGGCCCCGUCUCCACGGUUGCGCACUGUUCAUGACCUUUUAACUGAGAUUACUUUUCUCACCUCUUGAACUACUCUGAAAACGGAUGACAAAUAGCAAUAGCACUGUUUGAAAUGACCUCUCAUCAAUAGAUGGAAGGAGUUGAGCAGAGGAUAGGAGAGAGGAGCUAUGCAGUCAGUGCUGCUGACAUUGGCAUAUUUCCUCUCCUCCGGAUCCCAUUGAAGUUCUCCCCAUAGUUCUCUCUGACAGAAUUAGAGAACAUGUCAAAAGGCCAAAUGACCUUCAGAAGCUCUACUAGCCAGGUUAUAUCAGUACCUCUUUUAAUUUUAUUUUUUCUUAGGGGGUAGAUCAGCUUUAAUAUUGCAGAUGGAUUGUAACUUCCAUCAAUGUAAUUGUCUGCAUCACUUCCAAUCCCCAUUAUGUUUUUUUCUCUCUCGCAUAUAUAUAUAUAUAUAUAUAUAUAUAUAUAUAUAUAUAUAUACAGUGAGGGAAAAAAGUAUUUGAUCCCCUGCUGAUUUUGUACGUUUGCCCACUGACAAAGAAAUGAUCAGUCUUUAAUUUUAAUGGUAGGUUUAUUUGAACAGUGAGAGACAGAAUAACAACAACAAAAUCCAAAAACACGCAUGUCAAAAAUGUUAUAAAUUGAUUUGCAUUUUAAUGAGGGAAAUAAGUAUUUGACCCCUCUGCAAAACAUGACUUAGUACUUGGUGGCAAAACCUUUGUUGGCAAUCACAGAGGUCAGAUGUUUCUUGUAGUUGGCCACCAGGUUUGCACACAUCUCAGGAGGGAUUUUGUCCCACUCCUCUUUGCAGAUCUUCUCCAAGUCAUUAAGGUUUCGAGGCUGAUGUUUGUCAACUCGAACCUUCAGCUCCCUCCACAGAUUUUCUAUGGGAUUAAGGUCUGGAGACUGGCUAGGCCACUCCAGGACCUUAAUGUGCUUCUUCUUGAGCCAGUCCUUUGUUGCCUUGGCCGUGUGUUUUGGGUCAUUGUCAUGCUGGAAUACCCAUCCACGACCCAUUUUCAAUGUCCUGGCUGAGGGAAGGAGGUUCUCACCCAAGAUUUGACGGUACAUGGCCCCGUCCAUCGUCCCUUUGAUGCGGUGAAGUUGUCCUGUCGCCUUAGCAGAAAAACACCCCCAAAACAUGGAGGUUUCCACCUCCAUGUUUGACGGUGGGGAGGGUGUUCUUGGGGUCAUAGGCAGCAUUCCUCCUCCUCCAAACACGGCGAGUUGAGUUGAUGCCAAAGAGCUCAAUUUUGGUCUCAUCUGACCACAACACUUUCACCCAGUUCUCCUCUGAAUCAUUCAGAUGUUCAUUGGCAAACUUCAGACGGCCCUGUAUAUGUGCUUUCUUGAGCAGGGGGACCUUGCGGGCGCUGCAGGAUUUCAGUCCUUCACGGCGUAGUGUGUUACCAAUUGUUUUCUUGGUGACUAUGGUCCCAGCUGCCUUGAGAUCAUUGACAAGAUCCUCCCGUGUAGUUCUGGGCUGAUUCCUCACCAUUCUCAUGUUCAUUGCAACUCCACGAGGUGAGAUCUUGCAUGGAGCCCCAGGCCGAGGGAGAUUGGCAGUUAUUUUGUGUUUGUUCCAUUUGCGAAUAAUCGCACCAACUGUUGUCACCUUCUCACCAAGCUGCUUGGCGAUGGUCUUGUAGCCCAUUCCAGCCUUGUGUAGGUCUACAAUCUUGUCCCUGACAUCCUUGGAGAGCUCUUUGGUCUUGUCCAUGGUGGAGAGUUUGGAAUCUGAUUGAUUGAUUGCUUCUGUGGACAGGUGUCUUUUAUACAGGUAACAAGCUGAGAUUAGGAGCACUCCCUUUAAGAGUGUGCUCCUAAUCUCAGCUCGUUACCUGUAUAAAAGACACCUGGGAGCCAGAAAUCUUUCUGAUUGAGAGGGGGUCAAAUACUUAUUUCCCUCAUUAAAAUGCAAAUCAAUUUAUAAAAAUUUUGACAUGCGUUUUUCUGGAUUUUUUUGUUGUUAUUCUGUCUCUCACUGUUCAAAUAAACCUACCAUUAAAAUUAUAGACUGAUCAUUUCUUUGUCAGUGGGCAUACUUUUUUCCCUCACUGUGUAUAUAUAUAUAUAUAUAUAUAUAUAUAUAUAUAUAUAUAUAUAUAUAUAUAUAUAUAUAUAUACAUACAUACAUACAUGCAUACAUACAUGCAUACAUACAUACAUACAUACAUACAUACAUACAUACAUACAUACAUACAUACAUACAUACAUACAUACAUACAUACAUACAUACAUACAUAUACAUUUGCUUUAAAAAAAAUAUAUUUCCCUUUAUUACUUUCCAACCCCACCACCCCUUCCCUAAUUGGAUACAGUCCUGUGUAGCUCAGUUGGUAGAGCAUGGCGCUUGCAACGCCAGGGUUGUGGGUUCGAUUCCCACGGGGGACCAGUAUGAAAAAAUGUAUGCACUCACUAACUGUAAGUUGCUCUGGAUAAGAGCGUCUGCAAAAUGACUAAAAUGUCAAAUGUAAACAUGUAAACUAGUGAACAACAAUGCUUAUACAUUUCAUGGACACAGCCAAUCUCACAAUAAUUCUACUUUGUUUGUUUUUACUCCUGAACUUCCUCUACCCUCAACCUCUCCGAUCAUUUUCAUGAUGUCCAUCCGGACAAGUUCCUUACAUUUUCCCCCUUCCACUUUCCUCUUCCAUUUUUGCGGUAAUGCUGCAAUUAUUUGGUUGUAAUUUUGGGUAGAGCAGACAUUUCCAUAUGUUUUUGUUAGCUGCAUGUGCGACAUAACUCCACCAGUCCUACCGAUGAUAUCAUUUACGAAGAUUAUACCUUUAAAAAAUUUUUUUUUAGCAAUUAGUAUUUUGGAGUUUAACCACAAUAUUUGUUGCAUUAUUUGUUCUGUCGUUUCUGGAGGAUUCAAUUGAAAUUGCAACCAACUUUCUAUGGCUUGUUUUAGAAAUAGUGAUAUUUGGGAGAUUUCCUUUUCAAAUAACUGAAAGUGUGAGGUUGUAAUCUGAAUAAAUGGAAAAAGGCCAUUCUUGAACAUUGGUAGAGAACCAGUUCGGAUUUAAGUAUAACUUUUUUUGUAUGACUGAAGCUUUUAGUGAUAGGUCUAAAGCUUUAAUAUUUAAUCAUUGCUGUCCUCUGAAUUCAUAUUCAUUAUAUAAAUAGGCCAGUUUAAUUUUGUCUGGCUUGCCGUUCCAAAUAAAAUUGAAUCUUUUUUUCUCAUAUCUCAUAUUUUUUUCUCAUAAAAACUGUUCGCUAGGCGUAGGCAAGACCAUAAGCAAAUAGGUAAACUGGGAUAAUACUAAAGAGUUAAUCAAGGUGAUUUUUCCACAAAUUGACAGGUAUUUACCUUUCCAUGGUAGCAAGAUCUUAUCUAUUUUUGCUAACUUUCUAUUAAAAUGUGUUGCAGUGAGAUCAUUUAUUUCAUUUGGGAUAUGUAUUCCGAGCAUAUACACAUCACCAUCAGACCAUUUUAUUGGUAAACUACAUGGUAAUGUAACUUUUUUAUUUUUUAGUUAUCCAAUACGUAAUAUAGUACAUUUAUCAUAAUUUGGUUGUAAUCCAGAGAGGUUAGAAAAUGUAUCUAGAUUCUCUGAAGUUGUGGAUUUAAAAGAAAACAUGAAUCAUCAGCGUACAAUGACACUUUUGUUUUUAAGCCCUGUAUUUCUAAUCCUUUUAUAUUAUUGUUGGAUCUGAUUUUAAUAGCUAACAUCUCAAUGGCCGUAAUAAAUAGAUAUGCCGAUAGUGGACAACCUUGUUUCACUCCUCUUGACAGUUUAAAGCUUUCUGAGAAAUAGCCAUUAUUUACUAUUUUACACCUAGGGUUACUAUACAUGAUUUUAACCCAUUUUAUAAGAGAUUCUCCAAAAUUGAAAUGCUCCAGGCAUUUAUAUAUAAACCCCAGUCGUACUUUAUCCAAUGCCUUUUCGAAGUCUGCUAUGAAUAGCAGGCCUGGAUUCCCAGAUUUUUCAUAGUGUUCUAUUGUUUCCAGUACUUGCCUUUAUAUUAUCUCCAAUGUAUCUUCCAUGUAAAAAACCUGUCUGAUUAGAAUGAAUAAUGUCAGACAAUACCUUUUUAAUUAUAUUUUGCUAGAAUUUUUGCAUCACAACACUGAAGUGUAAGGGGCCUCCAAUUUUUUAAAUGGACUGGAUCUUUUGUAUUUUCCACUUGUGUCCUUUUUCAGUAAUAAUGAAAUCAGACCUUCUUCUUGAGUGUCUGAUAAUCUACCAUUUACAUAGGAGUGGUUAAAACAUGCUAAUAACGGUCCUCAGAGUAUAUCAAAAAAGGUUUGGCAUACCUCGACUGGUAUGCCAUCCAACCCUGGAGUUUUCCCGGACUUAAAGUCUUUAAUUGCAUCCAGAAGUUCCUCCUCUGUAAUUUCACCUUCACAUGAGUCUUUCUGUAUGGCUGUUAAUUUUACAUUAUCAAUAGAAAAAAAAAACUCUACAAUUAGCUUCAGUUAGAGGAGAUGGAGGCGACUGAAACAAAAACAUAUGCUUAAAGUACUUUGUUUACUCCUUCAAAAUAUAAUUUGGUGAAUCAUGGGUGACUCCGUCAUUUGUAACCAGUUUCAGUAAAUUAUUUUUGGUAGCAUUUCAAUGCUGAAGAUUAAAAAAUAAUUUGGUGCAUUUUUCCCCAUAUUCCAUCCAGUUUGCUUUAUUUUUAUAAUAUAUUACACUUGAUCUUUCUUGAAUACGUUUCUCCAUUAAUUUUGGUUUUUCCUCUAAUUUAUUCUUUUUUAAUUUUAAUUUUAACCUUUAUUUAACUAGGCAAGUCAGUUAAGAACACAUUCUUAUUUACAAUGACGGCCUACACCGGCCAAACCCGGACGACGGUGGGCCAAUUGUGCGCUGCCCUAUGGGACUCCCAAUCACGGCCAGUUGUGAUACAGCCUGGAAUCGAACCGGGGGUCUGUAGUGACGCCUCAAGCACUGAGAUGCAGUGCCUUAGACCGCUGCGCCACUCGGGAGCCCAUUCUGAGCCUCUAUGUUAGUUUUUAUUGCUAUCGAUCUGUUCUGUUAGACCUUCUAUUUCCUUUGUUAGUAUGGACUCUUUUGACCUAAAUUGCUUUUGUUUUCGAGAUGAGUACUGAAUUGCAUAAAGGCACAUUCAAAGGUAUCCCAUACAAUAAAGGGAUUUGCUGUACCUAUAUUAUGUCGGAAAAAAUCAGUUAUGAAUUCCUCUGUCCUAGUUAAAAACAAGUUAUCAUCCAAUAGGCUUUGAUUAAAUUUCCAAUAUCCUCGCCCAUGUGGAAAUUCAGUAAGAGUAAUGUAUAUGCCAAUUAUAUGAUGGUCCGACCGCAUUCUGUCCCCUAUCAACACUUUUUAAACUUUUGGUGCCAACGAGAAUGACAUAAGAAAGAAGUAAAGACGACUAGCUUGAUUGAGUCUCCGCCAUGUAUAUCUCACUAGAUCAGGAUAUUUAAGCCUCCAUAUAUCUACUAGUUCUAAUGUAUCCAUGACAUUCAUGAUUUCCUUAAGAGCAUGAGGGUGAUUGUUUGUAGUGUGAUUUCCUUUACGGUCCAUUGAGCUAUUUAAAACAGUAUUAUAAUCCCCCACCAUAAUAAUAUUGUCUUGAAUUGCUUGCAGGGUUGAUAAUUUAUUAUAUAUAUUGUCAAAGAAGUGUGAAUCAUCAUUAUUUGGUCCGUAAAGGUUAAUGAGCCAUAUCUGUUUAUGGUCCAAUAACAUAUUUAAAAUAAUCCAUCUACCUUGCGUAUCUGUUUGGACAAUUUGCACAUUCGGAUCGAAAUUAAUAUCAUCAUCCCUUUUGAGUUUCUUAGCCCAUGGGAGAAGUAUAUUUCACCCCCCCCCCCCCCCCCCCCCCCCCCCCAUUCCUUUUUCCAUGCAACUUCAUCUAGACUUGUUGAAUGAGUUUCCUGUAAACAAUAGAUAUUAUAUUCCUUCUCUUUGAGCCAUGUAAAUAUUGUUCUUCUUUUGUUAUUAUCUCUUUGUUUCGCUUAGAUAGAUACCUAUAGAUGCCCACUCCUUCUCCCAUCUUCCACUCCUACCUACCUUCCAUUACACUCGGCACAUCUUUCCACAGUUCUAGUGUUUUAUAAGAGUUGAUGCUUUAUCUUCUAGAACUAAAGUGCCUGAGGGCUGCUAAAUGUUGGGCUUUGGCAAUAUCGGAGGCGGCAGAUAUGUAUGAUGCUUUAAUAUCCGUGAUCUGCGGGGAGUCGGUGGAGGAUGGAUGGAUGGAUGGAUGGAUGGAUGGAUGGAGGGAAGUAGGAGAGGCAUUGGAGAUGGAGGGAUGGAUUCAAAUAAGUGUUGGCAAUCCCCCUCUGAUUGGCUAUCGCUCUCUCUUUCUCUCCACUGCAGGGGCACACACUUUCAAUUAGCUCGUCCCUUCAUACCAGCCCAUGUGCAACGUACACACACACACACACACCACUCACUGCACAUACAGCUCUCUUUCUCCAGACGUUUCUACAAAGAUUGAGAUUUCACAUACAUUUCAUUAAUGAGGUGUGAUGGCUUAGAAUGUUAUUCCCUAAACUGUAAUUAUAGAUCUAUGUAAGUAUACUCUGGUGUGUAAAGUAUGCUGAUUCUCUUCUGAAGUCUCUAUUGGUCUAUCACAAAGUGCUUGUAUCCUUAUCUCGUUUUAUGAAUGCCUGUGUUUUUUACAUAAAUGUGAAUUGAAUGUGUAUUAACGUCUGUGUGUUCCUGUGCGUCACGACAGGUUACAGCACCAUGAGUCCUCAGGAGGACAGCGAGAACCCUCCCUGCAACAACGACCCCCUGUCGGCCGGCGUGGACGUGGGGAACCACGACGACGACCUGGAUCUGGACGCGCCCCCUCAGACGGCGGCACUGCUCAGCCACAAGUUCCACCCGUACCGCCACCCGCCCCACCACCAGCUCCACACACACACACACCACCUGCAGGCAGCAGUCACUGUGCACAGUGUGGACGCAGAGUGC
Molecule: messenger RNA, 55842 nt
Organism: Coregonus sp. 'balchen'
Lineage: Eukaryota; Metazoa; Chordata; Actinopteri; Salmoniformes; Salmonidae
Source: the annotation of a GenBank genome assembly